UGGUGUGUAUGUUUUCAUGUUUUGGGCGGUUUUUAAUGCUCAAUUUUCUAUCAGCAUGGAUCAAUGGUCAUCAUUAGACCACUUACGAAGUAUAAACCAUCUUACCUGAUAACAUAACGUUUAAGGGAUGUGAAGUUUGCGAUGGAUGGUAAGUGUACGUUCAUGUUUAUGACAGCCAGCUGGUUUCCUGCUUCUGUAGAAUGGUAUCCGUGGUUGCCGUUAUAUUGUGUACAUAACAACUGCCAACGUUAACUGCUUUUUGAAAUUUUGUUAUUGUGUAAAACAUUUUUACCUCUUAAUAUUAUUGUGAGAUUCACCUUGAAAUUCCAUACACAUAAGCUUACAUGCACCAGUCAAUUAACUUGUACGUAAAAUUUGAGAUAGUAUCCGAGCUUGUAAGCUUAGUACGCACGAUCAAAUAUCGAUUCUAGCCCACUAGCUGUAGAGACAAGAAAGUUUUUAUCAGGGCACCAUUAAAGCUUUACACAUGGCUUAUCCGUCACUCCUAAACAGGUUCUUAAAAUGUGCAGUCUAUUUUUGUGUGGUGGGUGAUUUCUUACAGAGAUUUUCUCACACCUCUAGCUUUGCAUGCUCUAUUUGGAGAUGAUCAAUAGUGCAAUAAUUUCUUUAUUUACUCGACCAUAAAUAUUCAAAAAUUUCUGACCAUGACAUGUUUGGAUUCUCAACAAUGUUUAUGCAGAAAAAAUUUGGAGCACAUUUUUUCUCAUAGUGUAAAGUGCUACAACCAGUUGCAAAAUUACUAAUGAGACUCAGUACCAUAUUUUGGCAUAAAUAGCCUGUCCAUGAUCUUGUUCUUGUGAUCCCCCCUCCACCCCUUAUCAAAGUUGCUAGCAAUACAAGACUAUGCUCAAAACUUGGAGGAACAACUUUGAAUGGGAGGGAGGAGGGAGGUCAGUAUUAUAAAUUAUCUCACAGAUCUGUGACUAGCAGCGAUUUGAAGCAUGAAAGGUUGUUUUUUCAUGGGAGUGUCUCAACAUUUUUGCAACUGGUUGUGGACCUGCUUUUUCAGUAUCAUCCAUGAACAAGAGCUUACUACUGCUUGAGAAAUGUAAGAACAAAACAACCUCUGCUACUUAGUCUUUUUGGAAAUCAUAAGUUUCAGACCUGUUCACUCUCACAAUUUUGCCAUAAGCUUGAUUAAUAAUUAAUCAAGCUUAUUUUCCUGGUCUUGUGAUAAAGACCCUAAGUCUAUUGAUUUGGAAAGCAUUUGUGACAUACCUCUACAAUAACAACACGUUAAUUCUUUGCACAUGCAUCUUUGUUCCCGCAUUCUGGUGCUACUUUAGUUUGUCUGUUAGGUGUGUACAGACCUUACCUGCUGUCCAUAUAAGGCUUAUAAUGUAUUUCCUCAUUCAAUAACCAGCCCUCCCAUCCACAAAUUGAGUUUAUUCCUACUUUAAUGCUUGUGUCCAGGCUUCUUCAUUACUGUAAUCCUGCAUAUAAAGUUUAUUUAGUGCUCUCCCGAUGCUGAAUGCAACAACAGUUUUAUAUAAAAGUUAUAGAUCUGGGAUGUUUGCGAACCAUUAUCUCUUUAUUCCAAUAGAUUCCUAUGGAAAGUGGGAUAAAUCAAGAGGAAAACCAGGAAGACAUAAAGAGGAGGUAUUGUGUAAUACAGCUAAAUCUCUCUUAACCCUUCAAGCCCCAAGAUCCACAUACAAAUUCUUGAGACUGAUCUCCAUACAUUUCUUUUAAAAACAGUUGAGAGAAUUUGGUUUAAGAUCAAAGCAUUGUCCGUUUGGUAAUCAGUUCAGUAAUUCUCAUAACCUUUACUCUUGAUGAUCUGCUGAUGUUGUUAGGAGAAAAUUGAUGUUAGUCACUCUUGGGACCUAAAGGGUUAAUGGACACCUCUAUAAGAUGGACACCUCUCUAGAGUUGGCCUCUGCCUUUCUUUUCUCCUUUUAGUUGGCUCUAAAAAAAUGGACAUCUCUAGAGGACAUAGUCUCUCAUAGUGCUGGUCUCGAAGGUAUCCUUCUUAGAGAGAGUUGACUUAAAAUGUUUGUUCAAGUCAGCUGCAUAGCUCCACACAUGCUAAAAAUAAUCAUUCAGUUGAAUUACUUGUAAUGCAUGAAUCUGAGAUCUUUUGUAAGUAUUGAUAUUAGUGAGAACUAUGAUUAUUAUUUCUUAUACUUUGCAUAAACUAGGUUGCGUCUGUAAAAGAUGAAGUCCAUCCUGACUAUGAAGAGUAUCUUCUGCUGCUACAACAGAGAAACAGGUAAUUCAAAAAUCAAAGGCUGCCUACAGGACAUGAAUUGCAAAUGAAUACAGAAAUGGAUUUGCAAUCCAGAAAUUCUUGGUGAAACUCCUGCCCCGACUACUAGCAUGAUUUGAUAUAUCAGUUUUGGUAGUUUUGUAUUCAAUUCCUUGGUUGUGCUUUUAGAUAUCAUGUGAACUGGCAUGCCACAGGACAUUCUUCAUAUAUUAUGCUCAUAAUAAUAAUUAUUAUUAUUAGAUUUGUUUAAUUGUCCCACUUGCUUUUGUAUGACAAACAAAGAAGGUAAACAAUGGUUAUUAUUAGCAGCUAGUGACUGUUUGAAAAUUUGUAUAGACUGGAAUAGUCUGAUUUUAUGCUUGUAAUAGAGGUUUCAGUUCAGUUUUAUCCUAGAAACCGUGAAAAACUGGCCUUCAUACAUUACCAUAGUCCCAAAAACAAAGGAAAGCAUUUAGAUAAAAUUAAAAUCAAGGAUUAAGCUGAGCCACUACUUUGACACCUGCUUACUGAAUCAAAUCCUUUUCUCCCCUUUCUUGUUACAUGUAGGUUGCUAAAAAAGCUGAAAAAGAAAGAUGAGCAGCAGAUUGAGUUGGAGAAAAAAGAGCAAGGUUUUUCCAUUUAUGUGAACGGUGCCAAUGUGGAACUGGGAAGAGCAUAUUCAAGAGCCAAAUCUCGUAGUUCAUCAAGACAUACCAAAACUGCAGGAGGUGGGAUGGGGGUUCUUGUUUUUCUCUUUCUAGUAAAAGGCCAUUUCCGAGUUGCCUCAAGCCUCUGUUCCAAAGUGAGGCUAAGUGCGAAGCCAUUGAUAUGAAAAUUGUUUUUUAUUGUCAUGAAAAUAAAACUCAUUUUCUCAACAAAGUUUUGCACUUAGCCUCAUUUUGAAAGUGAGGGCUCUUAGAACUUGGAAAUGACCUGUUGCAUAAUUUAUGUACAGUGUAGUUUGCAUGAUCAGCCAGGGCAUGAAGAGCUCCUCAAAUACUCUCUUUUGCAAACAAGACUGACAUCUUGUGCUUUCAGCAAGCUACAGUUCUUUAAUGUGAAGGGGAAAAUACCUUAAGAUAGUGACUCUUGACCUUAUGUCAAAUUUUCCAUUUUUUGGUUUGCAAGCACAUAACUAGUCUGCUAAGCUGUAGCAGAGCAAUCUGGGAAUUUGCCAUGCUACUUUGCUACUCUCAGUGAGUACACUUUUUGUAGUAGAAGUGUGACUUUAAUAACUAAGAGACUUUAAGCGGUGGUAUUGUUUUUCUUGUCAUCAUAGCAACCCUUAGAUUUUACCCUUUGACUCUUAAUGUCAAUAACCAAAAAAGUCUUUACUUUUAAUACUUUACUUUAAUUUAACAGAACUGAAGUCUGUCAUUACAGAUAUUUGGCUUUACUUGCUCCCUAAGUUCUUUUUAUCAAGGAAUUUGAGAAGGGAGAUUAGCAGCUGAAGAGGGUUCAUUUUGGUGAUCAUGCCCUCGGUUCUUCUUAGAUUGCAUUGCUAACACUUCUGCAGCUUUUGACUGGGUGUCUCUUUCUUUUUUGUAGAUGCAUAUCGUGAAAGAAAGAAGCUGCUUCAACAUGAACUGCAGGCGUUAGAAAAAGAAGCAGAAGCGAGGUGUGUUGUUUUAGUUUCAUGUAAUUGUUCAAUUUUAAUUUUGUUACUUAGUUACUUUUCAGCUAGAAUUUAUAGACAUUGGGUUUUCUUACAUCCAUUUAUACUCUUAAUGUUUUAACAUAUUUUAAUUACCACAGGAAUUCCCGGAUAAAAACAGCUCCUGAUCAAACUCCAACCUCCCGCAAAGGUUGGAAUUAUGUAAGUGUUGUCUAUGUUCAUUUCCUUUCAAUGCUCAAUUUAUUGUUAAUUCUGAAGUCUGUCUUAUAUUGAGUGGGGUAUAGAAAUAAUCAUUUUGUUUUUCUACCUACUCACCUGGCAGGUCAUCUAUUUUUAUAGAGAGGAGAAGUGUGAUGUCAUGUUACCAUGGUAGCAAAAUUCCUGGGCCUAGUUGUUUGAAGGCCGAUUGGCACUUAACCUGGGUUUCUUUUUCUUGUGCAUUGCCUUGGAUAAUUUUAGAGAUUCCAAUCAUUAACUUGUUGACAAAAACAAUUAAAACUGAAAUGCUUUUUAAGCUUUCAAAUUUGAAUCCAAAUUUUGCACUAACCCUGGGUUAUCUUAACCCAGCUUUGAACAACUCGCCCCUAGAUCUCAACGAUCUUUCUUGACAGAGACGGCAUUUGCAUUGUUGAACGAUGGAAGAAAAAUGUUGUUCCCGAGUGCAAUCAUGCACAAAGUCAUACAUGUCAAUUUUUUUCUGCCGUAUUUGUAGGACUGUGGUUUGUUUGGAUCCAGAAAUUUUGCUAUCAUGGCAUUUUGACGUAAUGACCGCUCCUCUCUAUUGUUUCUGGACUGAAUGGUUAUCAGGGUUGAGGGGGGUGGGGUGCUGUUAUUCCUUUGUCAACCAUGUUUUUAUUGUCACUUGAUAGCUUUACUCUAGAAUAAUCUCGCUUAUUUUUGGAUCAGUUUAUGAUUUUGUCCAUUUAAUGAAAAUGAUGCAACGUUUUUUAUCUGUUUUUUUUUUUAUACCUCCUCAUUGUUUGUUAUUUAUUGGUUUUGUUGAUUCUUCAAAUAACACACGUACACUUUCUCUUCUCUUUAAAGGAUUCAAUACAAAUAAGAACUGAUGAAGGAAAGAAAGUAAAACUAAGAGCACCAGGUAAUAAUGUUAUGAUUAGAGAUUUUUGAUCAUUAAAUGUAUGGUAUAAAACUAAACAUGGGAAGUACAAACUAUUAGCUAAGGCACUAUGGUGGUCAUAAGAAUGAUCAUGCUCACCUAUUACAUGAGAUACAGAGUGUAUGUUAAGCUUGGUAGGAUUAUAACUUUAUAACUUUCCAUCCCAGAUAGGCACAGUCUUUAAAAUAAGGGUCAUCUUACAUAAAUAAUAUUAUUGUUAAGGUCAUGUAAGGCCGAGAUUGACUGUAUCUGAAACAAUGCUAUCAAUUGUUACAACUGUUCUUAAAAGGUCUGUAAGCUUUGCAAAAUAAUAAUAAUCAUCAUCAUCAUCAUUAUCAUCAUCUACACCUUCCAACUGCUGAGCAGGAGCAGGGGACCAUGAACACAAGUUUUGUGCAAUGCUUUAAGAUCUGAAGUGAUCUGGCAACACAGUAUGACUACUCAGCAUUUCAACUCAUAUCUUGUGUCUGGUUCUAGGGAGGCUAACUGGUAAAUACAGUGAAGAUUUUGAAUCAGUUGCUGUGGAUGACAGUGACAGUGCUUCAGACCAGGUAUUAAUCAUUGCAAAUGGAGGUUAUGCAUUAUUUAAUGAAGUGGCCCUUAUCACUAUAGGGCACUUAGAUUGCUUGUCAAACUCUCAGAAGUGAUAUUUUAUUUUUGAGAGUUUUUCUCACUAUGUUAUUUUACUUGUAACUAUAUUUCCUCCUUUUCUAGGAUGACGGUAAUCUUAGUGGCCCUGAAAAUAAAGGUCUGGAUUAUGAAGACGAUGAUGAUGAUAAUGAUGAUGAUGAUGAUAAUGAAGUGGAUGAACUUGCCUUGAGUUUUAAUGAUGUUGAGGUAUAAAAAGCAUAAAACUACAGUGCAUUCUUUGGUCCAACAGAUCUUUUUUGUGACCACAGCAUACAAUAUUUUACAUCUGUUUCUGUGCACAGUAUUAAAAAUUUAAUUGUUUCAGUAAGAAAAGUUGUUGCAAAAUUGUUCACCUCUUAAGAAUUAAUACACUGUCACUCUGUUAUUUUGAAAUUGGUAUAGGGUUUUUGUUCAUAGCAUAAGGACGUCUUUCAUUAAGACUGUAAAGUCUGUUUUGUGACAUCUUUUUUUUUUCCACAGACACUGCGAAAAUCUUUAGAAGCUGAUGAGUCCAUAAGAGAAAGCAUAGAGGCAGCUAGAAAGGUAUGCAACACUGUGAAGAAUACAGUCAUCUUUCCUGAGGCCAACAAGAUAUCUCUAGAAGAGCAAUCAAUUUAAAUUACAUACCUUAGCUUGGUCUUUUUACGCUGGUGAUGUAUUAUAGAUCUGUCCUGGGAUUAAAUUGGGUGAGAGUUUAGUAUGCCAAAUGAAUGCAUCUCAUUAUAUAGUUCUUCCCCAAAGAGCCUGGUCCCUUCUGAAUCUAUGGGCGUUAUAGUUAUCCUUUUAUUUACUUAUCUCAGCCAUUCCUGUGCAGACAUACUAAAAAUAAUAUACUGGUAAUUUAAUUAUGGGAAAAGAAAUUUUUGCUUUAUCCUGUUAAUGUGUCGUUUUCAGAGAUUAGAUCAAGAUAAUAAAGAACAAACAAAGACUAACAACAAUGACAGCUCUGACGAUGAUGAUGAUUGUGAAAUUGAAGAAGAGUUAGAAGGAGCCAAUGACAGUUUGAAUCUUCAUAAUGCUGCUGCACUUGAAAGGCUUCCACAGUUGACAAGCACACCCGGUGCCAGAAGUCAGAAAGUCGACAGUCCUUUACUCAAUAGUUCUGGUUUAGAAGAUACAAAUUUAAGGCCAUCAAGUAUUUCAAGAAGUAAUCACAGACCUUCUGAUGUUGUGGUAAACCAUGUUCAGGGUAAACACAGCCAAUCCGAGAAGACUAAGAGUGUGUCUGUGGCUCCUGAAGUCAGGGAGGGUGAGAGAAAACAUAGAAGUCAAAAGUACAGUAAUGUUCCAGAAACCCAUGCUGAGGAUUUGGUUGUUCUUAGCUUUUCAUCCUCUACAGGUCAGUCUGCUUGAUGAGUCUCAAUAGGCCAUUUGCACUAAGAGGUCAUGUGACAUCAUUUUUAUGAAAAUGAAAGUUAUAUGAUUUUGCCUUCAAAAAACCAUUAGUGGGUCAUAUCUUAAACAAAAUUAAUAGUAGUGACUUAGUUUUUUCAAACCCGCACCAUUUUCUUAAAAUAAGUAAGUUCAUAGCUGAUCACGUGACCAAAAUGUGGUUUUUAAAACUAUGAAUUAUCUCUUUUUGAACAGAAAUUUUGCACUUAAACUUCAACGAAAUUGUUGAAAAUAUGAUGUGGUAAUGUUUUCAGCACAUCCCAGCGUAACUAUCAAAGUUUUAACAAGAUAGAAGCAAAAAGUAGUUUUGGCUGCCAUGUUGGAGGGCAAGAGUAUGCCCUCCAACAUGACAGCUAACACAAAUCAUACUACUUUGUUGAAAAAUCAAAGUGCCAUAAAAUAUCUCCCUUAAAUGCGUUUCCUCUCAAAUUUCAGUCUAAGAUAAUUUUUAUGCGCUCCGUCAAUUUUUGGCAUCAGCUAGAUUCCAACUCAUUGUUUGAAGGAAGCAUUGGUUGCGUGACCUCUUAGUGCAAGUAGCCUAUUUAAGGUUAACCCUUUUAGUUCCAAGAGUGACCAACAUCAUUUUUCCCCCAACAAUCUCAAUACAUAAUUAAAAGAAAAGUUUAUGAGAAUAAAUAAAAUGAUCACCUAAGGGGAAAUUAUUUGAUCUUUGAACAAAUUCUCUCAACUUAUUCUUUAAGGAAAUGUAUGGAGAUCAGUUUGGAGAAUUUGUAUGUGGAUAUUGGGGCUUAGAGGGUUAAAGGGUAAAGGUCCUUAUUUUAUGUUAGUUACUCUUUUUACAACUGACAAACAUGAGACUGAUAGCAUGCUCAUUUAGCCGUUUAGCUCAUUCAGUGCUCGUUUUAAGGACUUCUUGAAGCUUCACGGAAAGGAAAGAAGUAGAAACACUUGGGAAGAACCUCAGAACCUCCCACACAGAAGACUGUACACUAAACCUCUGUGCUAAUCCUUGAGGAUUAUUUAUUGCAUACAUGAGUUUUUCAUGGGAUUUUAAGGGGUCUCUUACAAGAGUUUUGACAGUACAGUUACUGGUAUUAGUAACCCUUUACUAUGUCUACAUGUAGUUCUGUCAUGGUGAGGCUUACUUUUAAUAAUAAGCUGUGUGAAUUAAUUCUAAGGCCCGCUUGUUUGUUUUUAGUGAAAAGAAAAGAACGGACCCUCUCAGCAACACGGUAUGGAUUAUUAUUGUUUCAUUUUUAUGAUAAAAAUUAACUGGUUUUAUUUUUUAGGGACAUUAAAUGCUCAAAGUAACAUCACUAAUUAUUAAUUAAUUAUUAUUAAUCACUAAUUAUCACUAAUCAUCACUAAUUAUUGAUUAUUAAUCAUUGGGCAUUAAAUGCCCAAAGUGAUGUUACUGCCAGCAAUAGCAAGGUGUAUAUGAAGUGGGUAUCAUUUAAUAAGCCACUGGUAGGUUUAAAUCUGUUGUUUUAAGAUUGUACCUUAUAGCCGCAUACUUGCUUGAAUCCUUCUUUUUUUAAUUUCCCCUUCAGGCGAAAGAAAAAUGCAGAUGAGUAUGAUUCAGAGCUUUUGUCAUCCAAUCAUAGAGUGACUGCAGACACACAAAGACAAAAAAGGCAAGGCUUGUCAUAUUCUUUGACUAGUGCUUCUAUUACAGUAACUGCACUUCCCCUGACAACAAAAACACUUUUACACUCCUUAGUGUAAACAGUAUUUUGCAAAUUAACCUCAAAACAGUUUUCGAAACUUCAAUCGGAUUCAAACCCAGGUGCAGUGCUCUGCCAACAGAGCUGCAAAGAUCCAUACGCUGGGAGCAGGUCAAAUUGUUGAGUACAUUUUAACCUGUGAAAGGAAUGAAGCGAGAAAUGAAGUUCUUCAUUUAAAUUUGUAUUUCUGUGUUCCACAUCAUCUUAAAUUCAAAUCAUAGUGACUAAUAUUGGAACUAAUAUUGGAUUGAUUCCCUUUGUCUACAUGCUCAGGUUAGAAAAUGAAUCACAAUGUACAGAAGUGACCCUAACAUCCAGUAAGUAUCUAUCAUUUUAUUGUUUUGACUUUGAGCACACAGCUCAUAAUAAUUUUGUGCUCAUAAUAAUGUCUUAUACUUGUUAUCAUUUGUUAUCAUGUACAACCCUUAAUAAUACCACAAACAGAGGAAAUUAUUUCUGUAAAACUCAGAAAACCAUAAACACCUGAAAAACUUCAGGAAUGUUGAUUGUUGAGUGACCAAUCACAAUAAAGUUCAGGACUUGUGAGCAAGCCUCAAAAGCACAAACUAAUUACCAUUGCUGUUUGCAGUUGCGUUAUCUCACAUCUUAUCGGCUUUUUCCUCGCAACACAAUAACAUUCCAUAAAUAUUUCUGGUAUUCAUGGUUUUGUGCGUUUCAUGUAGACAUUUGAGCCUGGCUUUACUGGUCAUAGAAAAAUACAUGUACAUGUACGAUAAAUUGACCACACCGGAAAAAUUCACUUCCUAUUGAGUUCUGUCAUUUUCUGUCAUAGAACUUAUUAAAGUGAAAGCACUGUUUUGAACUUUGAUUUCAUGAAUCCUGGUUUGGAUGAUUUGAACCAUUUUCAGAUGUCAUUCUUUUUGUUGUAUUUUUAGAAAUGCAUCUUACAGGUGGUUACUGUAAUAACAAUGUAUUUUUAUCUCGCAUAUCACUUUUUUGUUAUUUUAUUUCGCAAGCUCCUGAGAAGAAAAGCAGGCCAUUAUCUGCUACAAGAAAAAGCAAACCUUCAUCAGACAAGAUGGAUGAUAAUACAGAAGAGAUCUUCAGAGCAAUGGCUGAAGAGAAUAAGUCAGUAGGUGAGAAAACAAUGUAGUAGUGCACUACCUCAUGUUAUCAUUCAUGCACAAAAAAGUAAUCUACGCAGGAUGAGAGUGGUUUCACUGCACUGGACGACCGUGUUUUUGCCAGUACAACUCCAUGGUAACAGGUUUACUGUCUUGGAGGAUUUUAACUGUACUGUACCGUUUAAGCUUCACGUAUAUGGCAAACAGCAUAUAUCAGAUUCAAGUUGAGAAUUUCUCAAAAUAGAAAAUGAGCAGAUAAAAACAGCUCAAAACAAUUCUUAUGGAUAAAAAAUUGUUUGAAACUACUAAUGUAGGUGUAGAAAUAAUAAACAGUCAACAACAAGUAAAGAAGAAACUUGGUCACAUGGCAUAAAUUCGCAUUUGCCGUUUGAGAUAAACAUGAUGCUUAUCCUCCCUAAUGAGUUUGGUCCCAUCUGCCUCUGUCAUAUAGCACAGGAUACAUGUAUGAUAGUUUUCCAGCCUGAGACCAUUUUGGUCACCAUGUUGAAAAGAAAUAAAUUUGGUGACUAAAAUACUAUUUGUCUGCUAAGAGUUGCAGUGAAGGUUGUCAAGUUAAGUUUUUAGCAAAAGUAAUGGAUUAAUAUAGUUUAUUUCAUUAAUUUACAGAAUCAAAAGCAUCUGGCUCCCAGACUGCUCCUGAAAGAUCAAAGGUAAGAAAGUACAAAUAUAUGUAUGUAUAGACUGUUCACAUUUUCCUUGCUUUCUGUAAGGUUGUUGAGAUCAAGCGCUUCCCAUUGUGGGCGGCCAUCUGGUUUUGAAUGUAUGGAGGGUGCAAACCCCUGGAUUUUUCUGAGGUGAAGGCCUGAAGAGGGAGAGGAGAAAAAUCGCCUCCUCCCAAACCAUCCCUGGUCCCCUAAGAAGAUUUUGAUAAUCAUCGCCAGUUUAGACUCAAACCAUCCCCGGUCCCCUAAGUAGAUUUUGAUAUUCAUAUUACCAGACUAGACUCAAAUCAUCGCCGGCCCCCUAAGUACCGUAGAUUUUGAUGUUCAUCACUAGUAGACUAGACUCGAACCAUCCCCGGCCCCCUAAGUUGAUUAUGAUAUUCAUAACCAGACUAGACUUAAACCAUCCCUGGCCCCCUAAGUAGAUUUUGAUAUUCAUCACUAGACUAGACUCAAACCAUCCCCGGCCCCCUAAGUAGAUUUUGAUAUUCAUUACCAGACUAGACUCUGCAUAUUUGAAGCCAAGAUGGCCGCCUGCAAGGGUAGAUGCUCGAUCCCGACAAUCUCAUAAAACAUUAGGGGACCUCCUAAAGAUCACCUGAAAAAAAACAACAGCAAACGUUAAAAAAUAACAACAACAAUGUCCUCUUUUCUCCGCAGCAGCACUUGAGCUCUACAUCAUCGCAGGUUAAAAGGCCUUCCUCAAUAUCAUCUUGCCCUCUGAAAACUGAUGAAACUAUUGCUCUUGUGACAGAAAAAGUUAGAAAAAUGGAUGCCAGGUUUGUAAGAAACGGAACAUGGAUUUCAAGUAGCAGUGAAUUUAAAGGCUGUGAAGACUUUUUAACUGUAAAGACGAAGAUCGCUUUCACUACCGUGGUCAGCCGCUCUGCAGAUUGCUUAAAACAAAAGAAACUUUUUACAUGAGAAAAGAGCCAAUCGCCACAGAUUUUUGUUUUAUACUUUUCAUUGUUUUUUGCACCAAUAUUGCCACCGUGACUUCAUGUAAAAACUAUCUACUGUAAAUAAUCUAAAAGAGAGGGACGGCUAAUACAAACAUAACAUCGUAGAGGGGGCUAGUGGGAUUUCCCAUUCCUUGAGCUGUAUUCCAGAUUCCAAAUCCCAGGAUCCAGGAUUCCGUAAGCACAAAUUUUCAGGAUUCCGUCAAAAUGUUGUUUGUUAUUCUCACUUGUAGACAACAGCAUCAUUUAAUAGGGCUCUUGGCAAAACUGGAAUGCAAGGCUCCUUUCAAAGGACCCAGUUCAACACCUGGCUCGCCACGACUUUCACCUAUGAAGGCCACAGUUCUAUUUACCUCAGUGGAAACUUCAACCACAUCUGAAGUGGAGCACUCAAAGGUACUGUCGAUGCAUACUAGUUACUCUGGUCAUUGUAAUUGUUUAAAGGGCAGUUUAGCUAACCAAGGGUUCAUUAACCAACAAAGGAAAUUUGGAUCAAUUUAGGUUUCUAGGAAAUUGCCCACCUACCCCUCCCCUAAUCCAACAUUUUGCCCUAAGUGAGAAGUAAGUGUUGAUGUUGACUUAGGAGAGGAGUAGGUGGGCAGUUUCCCAGAAACCUAAAUUGAUCGGGAAGUUUUUCAAAACGUUUCGGUCCUUUUGUUUUGAAGAAAGAGAUCUGAAUAAAUACCCCUAGAGAAGGCCUAUUUUCUGUCCGGUUGCCCGCUUGACGAAAUGGUGGUGAUGAUGAUACCUUUGGAUUAAGCAAGCUGUGAACCAUGGAAUUACAACAUUGUUGUCGUUGAAUGCACUUAAAUAAAAUUUAAUGCACUUAGUAACAAGGAGCACCAUCUCUUGUUGUCAGUCAGCGGUCAGUUUAGUUUUCCGUUUUCCGUUGGCGUAGGGACUCAUGCUUGGAAUAUGCAGGUUUGCCAGCCAUGGGGGUAUAACUCUAUUUAGGGGCUGGCUUCGAUGAGUGAAGGUUGUUGCAAGCCACUAAUUCCAAGACCAUUUGCUCUUGUCAGGAUUACAGCACAACUGAUAGCUUAGAUGCUGCGGAAGACAGUAAAGAAGAUGAAGGAACAGACGUCUACUUUGAGAUUCUUACAAACUGGGGAAACCCAAACUAUCUUGGGCUAACUGAGGUACUAUCCGACGUAAAGUGGUCACUUAGCUUGUGAAUAUUCGUUACAGAAUUGUUAACAUGUUACAAUAGAGCGUUUUCACUGACGUGGCCUACAGCUAUGCAAAUUUAUUGGAACAAAAAAAACCUUUUUACACAGGGAAAGGUUUAACUACACCGGAUUGGUUUGGAACAACAAAAUGUCCGCCGUUUCGUUGUUGUAGGACUCCAAUAUGGCUGACGUGACGUCAUGUGUUAACUCUCUAUACACAGUUUCUUCUUCAGAUUCAAAAUUUAUUUGAACUUCUUUUAUUCCACAGAUCCAGUUCUUCGAUUUAGAAGGGAAUCUUAUUCCAUAUGAUAGACACCAUGUCAGUAUCUCAGGGUGUGAUGGAGAGGAGGGUGAUCUUGGUAACCUGGCCAAUGGCAAAACAAAGGUACGCAUUGCAGAACUUUCAUUGGUUCAGUCAAAACUCCUAUGAGCCGCCCCCCUUCCCCUUCCCCCCGCCAAAAAAAUAUUUCACACCACUGAAAGUGGCUUUUAAUACCUUUUCCCUUCACGUUGACACCCCAAACGAGUUUUGUUCUGAAAUUAUGUAAAUCUAGAGCUCAGAAAAUAUUGAUAUAAGUAAUAUGGAGAGAUUUCAUUUGCUUGAGCAUUACACAUAGAUUGAAAGUAACAGUACUAAGUUGGAGAGUGACUUAUGAAAGAUGCCCCUUUGUAGGAACAUUUACUUAGUCUAACAACUAGUAAUAACCAAAGGUUUCAGAGUGCGGGCGACAAUGAUCGAAGUUCAAAAUGCUUUUGUUCUAAUGCUGUGCUUAUAGAAAGUCCAAGCGCGCGUGAAGUCCAAAGAAAUGCUGGCUACAUACAUGCGACGCAUGCGUAUUAACAACCUGGAGAUUAGGAUUGUGGUCUCCUCUUGUCGCCCGCAAAAACUAAAACUAAAAAAAAGCCAGUGAUCUCUUGCGUAGUCAGCAGAACUCAUCCUUUGUACAUUUUAGCCAGACGAGCAUAGUAUAAUGCGGCUUUUUAUCUUGGCGGCGAACGAUAAUUUGUGAAAUAAGCGCCCUGAAGUAACCUUUUAUCUAUUGUCUGUAUUGCUAGACAACCAAGGGUCGCUAUAUGUGGUCAUGUGGCUUCAAAAACAAGCGUCCAGUGGAAUUAGUCUUUCACUUGCCCAGUACUGCAGCUCUGAGUUCUGAGUCUCACGGACUUUCUAAAAUAACUGUAUGGAACUAUAAUAGGGGAAUUAAGGUGAGUAAGCAAAUCAAACCUGCAUUUCGUAAAAGUCCCAUAAGCCUUGUCCAGCUUGAAAGGUAUUAGGGAGCUUAAGCAACCAUAACUACGAAGACAACGACAACGUCAAAAAACAAUUGGUUUAUGCGCAAAUAACAGCACGCUUGUUACUACAUUUCUUUGAUGUCCUCUGCACGACUAUGGUAAAAAUACCUCCUAAAGCGACGUUUUAUGGAGGACGUAAACAUACGAUGACGAAUUUUCCUUUCUCUUUUUGAACCUGGUGAAAGUCCUUAAGAAUUGAACUCCAGGAAAAAUCGCUUACACUUGACAAAUUGAGCGGGUCCAAAUAGACUCUAUAAAGUUUGGAAGGACGCAAAUUUAUUUUUUAGCAACUUUUUCACUGCCAUCGUCGUCGUCGUUGGUUAAGCUCCCUAUUUUUUGUGAGUAGACCGGCUGCCAACAGAUUGAAAAAUGUUUGUGGUUCACAGGGUUAUAGUGCCACUGGGAGGUUGGAACUAGACAUACCGUAUGAAUCGGAAAGAAAAACAUGGUUUGGAGAGGACUACCCUGGGUACAAGGGGUUUCUGUAUUUUCGGUGUUGGCCGAAGGCCGACACAUCUUCGGCCCUUCGGCCGUAGGCCGAAGCUGCGAGAAAGGCUUUUCGCGCGGGUAACUAUAAAGACUUGACAGAAAACGGAAACCGCGUUAAAAACGUCUCUGGCACCCAGGGUAGGAAAGGACUCUAUUAACGUCAGAAUCUGAUAACGUUUCUGAUAGUUUAUCAUGUGCUAACUUUCAGAUGAAUUUCUUCCAUCAGGAGUUGAACGUAGGAGCUAAGGAUGUUCGAAUAUUUGUUGGAGGAGAGCUUGUAUGGGAAGGAGUUAUUGAUAAGGUGAGAACUGAGCCAGAUGGACAGAUAGUGAAGAAUUCGUUGUGGACAUGUAGGGGAGGGGGAGGGGUAGGUGAUUUACACUCCUUGAUAACAAUAGAGCAAAAGCUGAUAGAGACCAAGCAAAAUAUAGGACUGUAAGACUCCUUAUUAGGAAUCUUGAGCUAAGACGUUUUGAGCGAGGCACAUUUUGAGUUCUUGGGCGAUUUGGUCUUGCCCAGAAUUUUAGGCAAGUCGUCUCUAUACGAGUAAAGACACUUAGCAAUACAAAUUCGGUUACGUCAAGGCACAUUAGAAUGGACAAGGUCUCACUUCCGGUUGACGUGCGUCGCUCCAAAACGCCUGUGCCCAAGGUUUAUUUCCAACCCUGGGUCGUCUGCAUCGUUUGCAGCAAGGCCUGUCAUUGGCCUGUGAAUAUCCUUACCCUAUUGAAUUAGGAGCUGCCGGGGAAACGGAGUAAUAACGUUCCAUUUACUGGAGGAGACUGUAUUUGCAGCGUAGAUUUUAAGAGCUAUCAGGUUUGCUAGCGUCUAGCAAUACUUCGUUAUUACAUAAUACAGCGCAAGUAAGAAGUUUUAUGAAAUUGAUUGUUGCUUUUCUUUAGGGCUGCGGGAACCAAGUGUUUGAUUACUCCAAAGUCAUCAAUCUCACAAGCACAGAGCAUCUUGCUGAAGAAGAAAAAGACGUACCGCAGGUUUGAACUUAACUUCACUUUUUUUUUCUGUUCUGUGGCUUUCUAAUUGAGAAUAAGAGAGAAGUUGCUGCCUUUGUUUCCAGCCUUUCAUUUGUAAAGCUACGGCAAAAAAAAUUCUUUCGAAACAUUGCUGCAAUACUCGUUUACCACCCACAUUUAAACCUGUCCCCUGACAAAUGAGGUUGUUACAAGUUGGGUGAAUGCUGACUUCUGAUUGGAUAAAAUUAUGCGGGAGGCAUGCCAUUCACGGGAGUUCUCAUCACUUGCUUCAAAAAAAGUUUGCCCUGGUUCGAUACAACGCGCCACAUGUACAGAUUUUGUUAUUACUCUCUACUUUCCGCAACAACGUUAUCGUAACCUGCAACAACCUGAUCUGUGAUAUGUGUUCCCCUACCUGGGAAACACAUAUCCCUAGUGAUAUGUGUUCCCCUACCUAGGAAACACAUAUCCCUAGUGAUAUGUGUUCCCCUACCUGGGAAACACAUAUCCCUAGUGAUAUGUGUUCCCCCACCUGGGAAACACAUAUCCCUAGUGAUAUGUGUUCCCCCACCUGGGAAACACAUAUCCCUAGUGAUAUGUGUUCCCCUACCUGGGAAACACAUAUCCCUAGUGAUAUGUGUUCCCCCACCUGGGAAACACAUAUCCCUAGUGAUAUGUGUUCCCCCACCUCGGAAACACAUAUCCCUAGUGGUAUGUGUUCCCCCACCUGGGAAACACAUAUCCCUAGUGAUAUGUGUUCCCCCACCUGGAAAACACAUUUCCCUAGUGAUAUGUGUUCCCCUACCCCGGAAACACAUAUCCCUAGUGAUAUGUGUUCCCCCACCUGGGAAACACAUAUCCCUAGUGAUAUGUGUUCCCCCACCUGGGAAACACAUAUUUCUAAUGACAUGGGUUUUUCCCACCUGGGAAACACAUAUCCCAAGUGAUAAGUGUUCCCCUACCUGGGAAACACAUAUCCCUAGUGAUAUGUGUUCCUCUACCCGAGAAACACAUGUCCCUAGUGAUAUGUGUUCCCCCACCUGGGAAACACAUAUCCCUAGUGAUAUGUGUUCCCCUACCUGGGAAACGCAUAUCCUUAGUGAUAUGUGUUCCCCUUCCUGGGAAACACAUAUUCCUAGCGAUAUGUGUUCCCUACCUAGGAAACACAUACCCCUAGUGAUAUGUGUUCCCCUACCUGGGAAACAUAUCCCUAGUGAUAUGUGUUCCUCCACCUGGGAAACACAUAUUCCUAGUGAUAUGUGUUCCCCCACCUGGGAAACACAUAUCUCUAGUGAUAUUUGUUCCCCCACCUGGGAAACACAUAUUCCUAGUGAUAUGUGUUUCCCCACCUGGGAAACACAUAUCCCUAGUGAUCUGUGUUCCCCUAUCUGGGAAACACAUAUCCCUAGUGAUAUGUGUUCCCCCACCUGGGAAACACAUAUCCCUUGUGAUAUGUGUUCCCCUACCUGGGAAACACAUAUCCCUAGUGAUAUGUCUUCCCCUACCUGGGAAACACGGUAAACACAUAUCCCUAGUGAUAUGUGUUCCCCUACCCGGGAAACACAUAUCCCUAGUGAUCUGUGUUUCCCUACCUUUGAAACACAUAUCCUUAGUAAUAUGUGUUCCCUUACCUAGGAAACGCAUAUUCCUAUUUCAGUGAUAUUUGUUCGCCUUACCUGGGAAACAUAUAUCCCUUGUGAUUUGGGUUGCCCUUCCUGGGAAACGGAUAUUCCUAGUGAUAUGUGUCCCCCUAACUGGGAAACACAUAUCUUUAGUGAUAUGUGUUCCUCUACUCGGUAAACACAUUUCCCUAGUGAUACGUGUUCCCUUUCGUGGGAAACUCGUAUCACAAGUGAUAUGGGUUCCUCUACCUCUUAAACACAUAUUAGUUAUGUUUUUUGCUCUGAUGUGUUGGCACCAAUGUGGAGAGGGAAAUUGUUGAGUAGCUCUAAGGUUGAUUGUUAUACACCAUGACAAAAAGUCGAAAGCAAGAUUUUUUCCCCGCCAGUAGACACAACUACACCAAUAAGUAACUAAGAAUAUAUUUGGUAGUUGGAAAUAAUGGAAAUGGAAAGGAAAGCUUUAUUGAAAUACCACGAUUUCGAAGUGCUUACGUAUAAAAUACCCGCUAGACUUCAUGUAUGUGCUACAUAUCCCAGCCCUGGGUUAUUUUAUGUUGAAGAUGAAGGGUAAACAUAGACUUCUUGUAAGGGUAAGAUAAGAAGUGUUUCUUGUUUGAGGAGCAAUGGUAGCACAGUGGCGAGAGCACUCGUCUCCCACCAAUUGUGGCCCGACUUUUCCAAAUUCCAAUUUAAUUAGGAAUGGUAGACGAUGAACCAUUAUGUGGAUGUUGGCAACCUCUAAAUCCAUAUUUAUUUAUUUUGUUAUUUAUUUGUUCAUUUGAUGUAGGAGCCAGAGCCUAUAAUAAGAAGCGAAACUGUUGUAUUGAGAAGAUCAAGUGAACCAGAGACAGUGCCUAAAGACAGUCCUAAGGACCCUGCUGUACCUACACAAGUAGAGCAAGAUCAGUCUCAUGCAAGGAGCAAAACAGUACUGUUAAAACAGACAGCUCAGAGGAACUAUUUUGUUGAUGAACAGGAUGCAACGCAUAGCAGUUCAAAGCUUACAGACAGGGUUUUAAGGUAAACUGGAGUAACUAAGUUAAAAAAAGAAAGCGUUUUCAGAGAACGGAUCAAUUUUUACGACUCUACAAUUCUUGGGCUUAUCUUGUUGCAUUUUUAGGGCCUGGAGAGUAUUAAUCAGUCAAGAUUGUCCUGUAAAUAUCCACUCAAAUUUGUAAAGAUUAAGGGUCGAUUAUUUAAACGAAGCCUAACUUAAGCCGCGGUUUAACAAAUCUUUGCAGCUCAAGAUCUCUUCCUUUAGGCUUCUCUUUUCCUUUAGGCAAAUUGAAAAUGGCUUAGAACGCGGUGUUGUUAAACACUGGCUAAACUCCGUUUAAAUAACUGGCCUUAAGUGUCUACGGUAAAACGGGUAACAAAAAUGUGCAACUCGUUUUGUAACAUCGCUGCAAAACGAUUUGAAUAACGAUGUUGCGCGUUUUACCACCACAAAUCGAACCUGUCUUGCAACAAAUCAGGGGCCCGUUUCUCGAAAGUCUCGGUACCUUUUCGGGCGCGGAAGCUGUUUUGUGUUGCUCUGUUUUCAUUCAAGAUGAAAGUUUCAAUAAUUUUGAAAAUAAUGCAAUGAAACUAUUACUGAACGAUGCAAAAUCGACUGGUUUGUGGGCAAGGAACUGUGCUUUUGAUUUUAAAAUUUGCCCCCGGGCCCGAAAGUUUCCGGGCGUUUCGAGAAACAGGGCCCAGGUCGUUGCAAGUUGAGUGAAUACUGACUUUUUAUUGGAUCAAAUUACGCGGGAGUCACGCCGUACACGGGAGUUUUACAUCACUAGCUGCACAACAAGUUUGCCUUGGGCCGGUAAAACGCGCAUCAUGUACAGAUUUUGUUGCAAAAAUUAGAACUACUCUCUACAGGCACUUUCUGCAACAAAUUUUCGCAACCUGCCUAACUUGAGUUGUUGCAAGACAGUUUUGAACGUGGCUAGCAAAACGCGCGACGUCGCUAUUCAACUCGUUUUGCGGCAAUGUUGCAAAACAAUUUGCACGUUUUUGUUGCCCCGUUUUACCGCACCAUAGACGCUUUGUAUUUCUAGGAAAACACCUUCACCCCAGAAACCAAAAAGACCAUUCUCGAUCGGCUCCACUUCGUUUAGAUUAAUAUUGUUUACCUCCUUUUCUUCUUCCAGAGGAGAUAAAGAACACAUUCGCUCAGAGGAGCCUCACAAAAUCCCAAAGCCUCCAGAAUCGCCUAGAACACAUUCCCGAUCACCUAGAUUUUCCCAAAGAAAGGCGUCAGCCGACGAGAAUAAACUGUCAACUGAACAUAUGGUAGAAAAAGACAGGUAAAAAGUAGCGUAGCAUCGCAUUUGGUGAUACUGUGCUGUUGACCCCGUCUCCCCUUGUGGUUACCUUGGCUUUUAAUAAAAAAAGUCACCACGUUACGCUUCCUUCAAUUACCAUUCUACUACAGCUGUUAUAGUCAUCGUACAAUAAGGUAAAAAACUCCAAACUGUUUGUGUUUGGUCUCUUUGUAGAUUAAAAGAAAAAGCCUUGAAGAGUCUUUUGGCAUCAGAAUCGUCAUCCAUAAGACGUAGUGAUCGUUUAGCCUUGUCUACCAGGUAGGAAAUCUUUGGGGCCAGCAGCUCGAAAGACGGUUACGUUUAAGCCAGGGUUAAGCCAAUUUUUAAGCUGAGUUUUGUUAUCUGGGUUCUCUCUUCAGUCUGUUUGUUCCCUUUCGACCAGGAGUGUUUUAAAAGGCUUGCGUUGAUUUGCUUUCGUUUUCGCAGGGCUUUAAAAAAUAAAAUGAAACUGUGCCUACGGAAUCUGACAACCUAACAGUUGAGCCCGCUAAUGGGUAAAACAGCGCAUGCCUUAUGGUGCAUGCGCAAAGAGAGCAGAUCAGAUGAACAAAUGUGAACAGAACUGCCAUUAUGGAACUCUUUAUAGUCGUAAAGAACUCGUUGCGUUUGUCCAUUUCAGUCGUUAGUUUCGUUGUUUCCUUGUGAUUUCAACAUUAAAAUCGAUUUCACUGUACCCCUCCUCUUCAAAAUAAGAUAAACGCCUUUCUGAAGCCUGCUGUACUUUACAUUUUGGGUGUUUAUCCUCUACAUUUCUCUAUUGUACUUUCGUUUUUUUCCUACUGUCUGAUGUGAUGACCAUAUUUGUAUUUGUGGUGCUUUGCUCGUCUUCAGGUCUUCAUCAACUCCAAACCUUUCAUCUUCUCAAGCCCUUGAGAGUUCAGAGCCGACUAAUGAUUCUUUAAGGUAAAAAGGCUGUUCGUAUGUUAGAGUUGUUCGCCUUUGAAUGACAUGUUAAACGUCAUGUUGAAUAUCGCUAUUGAUUCGCAACUGCAUUGUUACCAUUGGCUAAAAGAAAUUCGCACCGCAUUUUCGGCCAAUCAUAUGUAGAACCAAACUAAUUGUCCUUUGCAGAUCCCCUUUUUCCCGCGCUUUUGUGCCGGCCACACGAUGCUUCUUGGAUUGUGCGUAUAUAUGUUGUGAUUCAGUUUUGUUUGACCAAUCACCUUCUACAUGUAUUCGAAUUUUUCUUUUCUGUCAGAGGUAACUCUGCUGCUGGUUCUGUGUUACCAAGCAGACCGCCCUGGUUGGAGUCAAGUAAGAAAAAAGACAAACAUAGGUAAGAUGACGCACCUUAUGUUACGUCGGUAACUCGUAACUGUACUCACAUGUAAACUUACCAAACUGGGGCCGACUAUGAGCUCAUCUACCCCCCUCUCCCCUCCCCUCUCUCCAUCAGUUCUCCGUUUUACGUAUUUUUUUAAAGCUACACAAAAAGGAAAGAAGUCGAAAAGAUGGUUUAAGGGUAACAACUGGGAGUAAAGACGUUUUUGUGCGACACACGUCAACCGGAAGCAGGACAAAUUUGGAAUCGUCAAGACAAAUUAAAAGGGAAAAGGCCUCAAUUUCCGGUUGACGUGCGUCGCCUUAAAACGCCUUUGCUUAAGCUCCCAAUUACUAACUGAAACCUUAGCCUGAAACUCAGGUCAUAUAUGUAUUCCUGAGACUCGAUAAAGCGACUCAACGGACCAAACUACAACUCAGCUUUGAAGCUUUUUUUCAUCUUAAAAGGUCAAUUCUUGUUUCGUUUUCUUGCUAGUUCUCCAUCGCGCUCUUCUUCACGGUCCAAAUCCAGACCUAUCUGGCUUGAGGAUGAGACAGGUAAGUGGACAGUAUUAAAUUAGCUUGAGAAAGCAAAGUAUUUAUCUGUAACGUGAAGUUAACAACUGAUAGCGUGAGAAAACAGCCUACAUUUCGCGACACCACGUUUGCUUUCCCCUCAAAAAGACUUCUGAGGAACAAACGCAGAAAUUCCAUAGUGAUGACGUUUCACUACCCAGUUCUGGGUAGUACUUCUGAUUUGUCGUGUCGUGAGGGAAAUUUGCUCAGCCAAUCAGAGGCACUACCCAGAUCGUUCCUCAGCGGUCAUUUCGUGGGAAAACAAGUGGUGGCGUCGCCAGAUGUUGGCUGUUUUCUCAGACUAACAGUUACCUUUAAGUUACAGAUAAAUAGUUUUCACAUGAUUUGUACCCCUGAUAGUGAUAGCAUUUUUGGUUCCUUUUUCACCUCUUUUAGUUGGGUUUUGUAUUGCAUUAAUUUGGAAUAAAUGUACGAUUACACGAAUGAAGUUGAAAAGUGGCCGUUCAGGUUAAUAUUGUAAGGUAACCACUACCGCAGGAAAAUGCUGCUCUGCAGUCACCAUUUGCCUGGUCAAACUUUAAGAGUUCCCACAGACUCUCAAGUUGAAACAGUCUUGCCUAGCGUAAUAAGUGGUACUUUACGAAUGCGCACAUUCUUUUUCAAAAUCACACCCGUUGAGCAACUUGUUAAACACGAGGAGAGUGUUUCAUUAGGAUAUAAAAACAACGAUAAGCCUGUUGAAACAACGUACGGUAGAACAGUUUUCAAUACUGGAAUCUUGGCAAUAAUCUUGUUAAGAAUUACUACGAGAAUCUUGGGAAGAAUCUUGGCAAGAUUUACUACAGGAAUCUUGGCAAGAAUCUUGGUAAGAUUUUCGACAGGAAUCAUGGCAAGAAUCUUGGAAAGAUUUAUUACGGGAGGAUUCUUGCCAAGUUUGCCCUAGUAAAUCUUGGUAAGAAUUACCACGCGUAACUCAGAUGAAAUCAUCUUUUGAGUGUUAAACGAGCUUGUCCAGUAGCAUUUGCUGUUUCAGGCGUUCGAAUAUUGAAAAGCAUAGCUUAUAGAAUUGUACUUGAACUAGUGGAGGCAGCGUGACCGAGCGACAGAGUUGGAAAUCCCAACUUGCUUUAACAGUGUUCAAUUCUUUUUCUAUAGCUGUUGUGGAAGAAAGAAGUAGUAGUGCAACAGAUGUGCGGAGUUCAUCAGAUCUCUUCAGGAAUGAACCAUCGACUGGGCGUAGAUCCAGUACCCCCAGUGUCAGCAAUGAAGCGGCAGAGCCUUGGCCGAGUGAAUUUGUCAGCAAGUAAGUAAAAUGCCUUUCUCAAAGAAGUUUGGAAAUUGUUAGUUAAGAAAAUCUCGACUGUUUAUCUGCGUGCGUGUGUUUGUUUUGUUUGUUUGUCUCUUGAUUUGAUUUGCAGUUUUUUUCAUGUAAUUCUUGAUUGGCCACAUAAAAUGAUAUGCUUUCUAACAGGCCAUUUGCAUGAUGGCGACAUUUUGCUAACGAGCAGAAUCUUUUCGCUUUUCCUUUCAUAUUUAAAUUUGAUAAUCCCAAUGAGGUUUAAAUAACAAAAGCCCCAAUUUGCACAAGAAAGCAAAACCCUGGAGGAUUCUGUUCAUAGAAGUAAAAUGACGUCCUUGUGCAAAUGGCCUAUAGCUCACUUCGGAAAAGAGUGAUGGCCUGGGACCCAAUCUAGGCGCGCGCACGGUUAAGGGAUUAUUUGGAGGGACGCGAAUGUAAACAAAAAUGGCGGAAAGCGAAGUGGAAUGUUUCAGCGUUGUUAAAGGAGCUCAAUAUAGCAAAACGGAAGGUAGAAUUGAAAGAAAAAAGAACAAAAAUGUGAAGCUGAAGGGAAAAAUGUACCUGGGAGAAUUUUACCCCGAGAAAAACCAGGAGAAUACACCGUGAAACAGCUUCAGAGAUGGGUUCUUUGCCGUGGAGCCAAAACAACGGGAAAGAAAACGCAGCUCGUAUAAAGGUAAGUACGCGCGGACCGGGAAGUUCCUGAAGUUACUGGUGCACAAAACAACUUGCGACAAAAUGUCUCGUCAUAAUUCAAGGUGACUGCUCGACUUGUCCCCCAAAACAAUCCCAUAAAUGAGCGCGCGCUUAGUUUGGGUCCCAGGUUCACACUCUUUUCCGAAGUGAGCUAUAGACCUUUCCCGCAUUACGCUCUAGUGAGCAAAUAAUUAUAAAGAAAUAAGGAGGAGGCUCGGGUGGACAAUUUCCUACAAAUCACUGUAUUUUGUUCACCCGAGCCUCGACUUGAUGCGUUUGUUUACUGGAAUGCAGGAAAGGUCUAUUGACUUAGUAUGAAAGAACGUUUUCUUUACGUUCAGUGUUUUAUCUUCUAUCGAAUACAGGGAUGAAGCCUUACCCACAUGUCUGGAUGACACAACCGAACAUACAGUAAGUUCUCUCUUUGUCUUUCUUUCCCCUCUUCAUCCCUACUUCUUUUGUUCUUGGCUAGUUUUCUUGCUAGCGUACACAUCACUGUUUUCACAUUAAGCGCGCACACUUGGUUUUGAAAAUUGCCUGUGCUGACAAGAUUUAAUAGCAGCGGUUAAUGCUUUUAAAAAGACUCAUAAGUGCGCAGGAAAAGUGCGCAGUUUUUUCAACCAGGCGAUUUGUAAGUAAAAUCAAUCGUUCCUUGUUUAGAAGCACCAAUCGAAACUUGCUUGCUUGCUUAAAUACUUGGUUGUAUUAAGAUAAUAGAGUGUGGAACCAGGGGUACGAAAUGCGAAUGACUUGGUCAGAAACUGGCCAUUUGAAUGAUCGUGUACACCGAGGACGGCACUAUUAGAUAACGAGAUUUGACUUGAAGUUGUCUUCGCAUAUUCUCGAAAAAUAGACACCCACCUCACAUUUUACUUUAUCUAUGAGAAUAGUUAACACGGUUAUUUUUGAUAAAGGAGUUUAAGCCCUCUCCCGAUCGCAAAAUGAUAGAACUUCUUACAUUUGAUAACUUUUUUCCGCCACUUCAACAUUUUCGCUAAAACCCGUUGUAAAAUUAAGAAGGCUAUCCCGUUUUCAUCCAAAAAUAACGGUGGUUUAUAAUCUCUUUACCAGAUCUCUUGUCAACGUAGCCGAAGGCCUCCUCGUCAAGAGAUCUGGGCUCGAGAUUAGCUUGUUCACGCACGCGCACCACUUAGUAUUGAGAAAAUCUCGCUCGAAUAGUCGUCCUCGUCCAUGCGAGAGGCAUGGAGAAUUACACUGUGUGACUGAAAAGUAAAGCUUUCUCUCCUGAUAGUAUUUUGAAUACUUGUUGUUGCAGGAGAAAAGAAGUCAGAGUGGGUUAGGAAGGAGACACGAGGAAAUUAAAGAAGUUAGCGACCCUGCUAAAGAUGAAACCACUUCAUCUCAUGACGCUAAGACAGCCAGAGCUACGUGGCGAAAGUAUGCAAUACAUGUACUAAUAUCGAAAUCUGAAUCUCUUCUCCUAAUUCCGUCUGUCAUACUUGACCUACUACCCUGAGUGCCCCUCUUAAUGGGAUAAGGCGUGGUGGAGGCUCAUUCUGAACCUCAGGCUUAUUAUUAGCUGUGCCUCUAAAAAAAGACGUUGGAAGUAGGCCAAAAUCCGCAGGCUAGAUCGUUAAUUUUUCAUUUUUAGCUGAGUUCAGGUGCUUAUUUGGAAGUGGGAUGCUUUUUCAGUUCCAAUGCGCUGAGUCGAAGAUUUAUGAGGGUAAGAAAGUAAGGGUUCUAGUCGACAUAGCCUAUCCGUGCACGGUUUUUUGUCGAGCGUGCGAGUAAAGCGUGCGUGUGAGAACGAGCGUAAAACGCGAGAAAAAAUGAACAAAGCAAUACACACCCCACGGUCUCUAAAGAGAAGGUAGAUGGUCUGUGAUCAGGCCCAGUUGACAAUAAGAAGAUAAACUGCUUUUUGCGCCAAUUUUUGUAGGCAGCAGAACUUGAGUUUAGAAGAAUCGUGGAGUUUACUCAGCUUAUUUGAAAAGUCGCAGAAAGGCCGCAUCACAAAGGACCUUGAUCUGUCACGCCAUGGUAAGUCAAAGUAUCGUCCAAUUGGAAGGUUUUCAACUGGGCAUCGUAAAAUCAAAAUGAAUACAGAUAAACUAGUCUGGUUAAUCACGUAACUCACAACAAGGGCAUACACUCCAAAGGAACCAAUAAGAAUUCAAAGUAAUCGCAAGAGCAAGCGCUUAGCGCGGGAAAACUUUCACCAGCAAGUUGCUUCUUAUUGGUCGAUAAAGUAGAUCACAUGACUUACAAGAGGGCACGCAAUCCAAGGAACCAAUUAUAAUUAAAAAAUCGCAGACAGCAAGUAUUAAGGUUGAGCAAGUUGCCUCUUAUUGGUCGAUUAAGUAGAUCACGUGACUUACAUCAGGGCAGACAAUCCAAGGAACCAAUCAGAAUUCAAAGCAAUCGCGCACAUCAGGCGACAACCGCGGGAAAACGUUCGCUAGCAAGUUGCCUCUUAUUGGUCGACAAAGUAAUUUAACAUUUGUGAGACAGUCACAAACUUAGCAAUACGCAACACAAAACAUUCACGAAAUUACUUGCCUCUUUAAUUCAAACUAAGUGAAUCACUUGGUAUUAUAUGUGCCUAAUCUCUUAACUGGAGUUCCUGUGAAAGUGGACCUUGGAUGAUUUUCUUUUCUCAGGUGAUGCCCUCGAUGUAUUGUUGUGCAGAAAAGAAGAAACCUUGGAGUCGGUGGUAGGACAGACCAACAAAUCGGACGAGAGGUCAGUUAUUGUUCAGGCUGGGAAAUUUUUAAGUUACAAUUGACUGUAUCGGUCAUGUCUUGCCUAGUGCCUGUACUGCGUCUUCCCAGGCCGUCUCGGUUAAUGCAUUGUGGUGACGUAUCCCGGACGAACAAAAACUCGCUCGGACCAUGUGACUCGAAAAGCUUCGCCCGUGCACAAUAAUGAGGCCUAGGUACUGGGCAAGGUCAUGUCCAAUUCUUUGGGCUAACGUCUUAAAAGAAUGGUUGGAAGUACCAUUCGCCUGAGAAUGUUCGGUUUAUCGAGCUCAACUUUUUAUUCAUAGAUGUGAACACAGAAUGAUAUGCAUUUGUUAAGAAUGAGGCGAAAAAUUCACCUAUUUGAGCCCUGGGUGUUAUACACUGCAAGGGCAGAUCAGAUCGUUCACGGAGAAGUGUUCCCCAAGCAAGCAAAGACGUUAUAGAGCCGGCCAUGCAUGUUAACCGGAAGUAGACUUUUCCCAUUUUUGGGCGGUUUUACCUAAUUGUUUUUUCUAAUUUUUUUGGGAAUACGUGCCUUUAUGAGCGAAGAUACUGAGCAGUGCAAAUUUGGUAAAGUCAACGCUCAUUAAUAGGGAAAAGGCCUCACUUCUGGUGGACUUGCGUCGCUCAAAAACGUCUUUGCUUAAACUCUCUAUUGUAACUGCGUAUUCUUUACGUUGGGACAUACGUCACGUAGGAGUGAGAGGUAGAUAUCAGACCAAAGAAGCUAUUAGAGAGGAAGCGGGGCUCUUGAAAAUUCAAAGGGCACAGACGGCAAAUUUCUGUUAACCGAAAUACUUUUUAGUCAUAAAUGUUCAUCAGUGGGAUGUCUAAAAUGUUUUCAUCUCUUCAUUUGGUCCCGGCACCCUUAAAUCCUGUACCAAUUAUAGCAUAUUUUAAGAGGAGUCACCCACAAUCUGAACGCAGUUAGUGGCAAGGCAUAAUAGUAGGAAAACAGUCUAAAGAAAAUGUAAUGCGUUAAAUAAUGAGACAAAUCCACACAUCAGUUAAAUAAAGCGCGCGCACAUGAAACAAAACAAGCGCGAAAUUUAGUAGCAUAGACGCUUAGCUGCGCGUUGCUUUAAUAAGCUGAUUUACUUUUCAGUGGCUUAAUUGAUUUGGAAAUCCCCACACUUCCCAAAGGAAAACAGCUGGUUAUUAACAUCAGGAACACGUGGGGAGAUAGGCAUUAUGUUGGGCUCAAUGGUAUUGAAGUGUUCACAGACUGUGGAAAACCUGCAGAAAUCGUAGAGGUAAGUGAUAUUGUAAAAGUGAGGUGCUGCGCUUAUUCCUUAAGCCUCCCUUAAGGCCAAUCUAAGGUAACUACAACUGCGCCGUGUCUUUACUUUUGACAUCCAACGUUUCAGUAGAGUCAACUUGGUUUGCUCACACUCGUUUUCCCGCGCUUUCUUGGCGUGCUGAUUGGUUCAUUAAGUGGUGUGUGUCAAAUGUGAAUGCCUAACGUAUUUCGUUUUCUAGAACAAGUUAUGACUUGCUCACACACGUUUUCCCGUGCUUUCUUCGUGUUCUGAUUGGUUCAUGAAGUUGUCUGAUUGGCCAACGUAUUUUCCUUGGGUUUGUUUUCUCGGUCGUCAGGUGAAAACCGUUUCAAGUUAAAGCAAUAAAUUUGCACUAAUUUCAACAUGUUGAUUAAGAAUGGAUUGUUUUUUCCCCUCAGAUUACUGCUGAUCCGCCAGACAUUAAUGUUCUUCCAGAGUAUGGAAAUGACCCUAGAGUAGUAACCAAUCUAAUUGACGGAGUUUAUCGGACCAGGUAUGAAAUGACUACGAUAUUUUACACACACUGACUGUCCACAUUCAACUGGAAAAAAAUUAAUUUAAAAGAGCUGCGUCACGACUAUCUAGUUCUUUUUGUUAACCCUUUUUAAGAGCUCCAACAUCCACAUUCAAAUUCUCCAGACUGAUCUCCAUACAUUUCUUUUAAGAACAGUUGAGAGAAUUUGGUUUAAGAUCAAAGCGUUCUCCCUUUGGUAAUCAGUUCAGUAAUUCUCAUAACCUUUACUCUUGAUGAUCUGCUGAUGUUGUUAGGAGAAAAUUGAUGUUGGUCACGCUUGGGACCUUAAGGGUUAAUAGUCCCAAUUAUGCGUCCUUAUUCGCUAUGGAACUUGAGAAAUCACUUGUCAAUGACAAAAUCACAGCUUUGUGUCAAACAAAUAUGUCUCCUGUCUCAUAUGAAACCUUACAAACAACAAAAAUGAACUUUGAAAAACUGUUAAGCUUACAAGUUUUCAAAAACCACAAUCGCAAUCCGUUUCAAUCUUUUUCAAGUUUGUCCAUCCGUGCCCUCGUUUGUAUUUGCUGUGUUAUUUACACAUUCUUUUCAUGUUUUGAGCGGUUACUGUGGAUCGGAUCAUUAUACGUUUCUGGGAAACUACCCAUCUACCCCUCCCCCUCCCCCAAGUCAACAUUAACACUUACUUUCUCUUAGGGCAAAAUGUUGGCUUUAGGGAGGGGUAGGUGGGCAGUUUAUACGUUUCUGGGAAACUGCGUCACUUUUCGUCAGUUUGGUGGCAUUUCCGACUGUUUGAAUUUUGACAAAUUUAGUUACACCGCUCCUUUAAGGUGAUGUUACGCUAGACGAUUCGCAACAACGAUUUUUAGCGCUACACAUCGUUGCAAUGUUGGAACAAUGUUGUAACUAUUCGAAACAAUGUCGUAGCAACACUGUGUUGCGCUAAAAAUCGUCGUCGCGAAUUGUCCCGCCUAACAUCACCCUUACUGUUCGUCAGGUUGGUUGUAGUUCCCACUGUUUGAAGUUUGAUAAAACACAGCCUUGCAACAUUUUUGCUUCAUUGUUUCGAAUUGUUCCAACAUUGCAACGCUGUGUUGCGCUAUAAAUCUCGUUGCGAAUCGUCCCGUUCAUCAUCACUUUAAAGACGAUUAUUUUUUUUCAUUUAUCAGGGAUGACAUGCACCUGUGGUUAGCACCAUUUACACCAGGAGGCAAACACACCAUCACCAUCACUCUUGCAGAAAGCCUAAGAAUCGCCAUGAUCAGAAUAUGGGUAUCAUUAUUUCUUUUUAUUCGUUAGACCAAAGUGAUACUUAUCCUUUGCGUUUGUUCUUGUGCACCAUUUGUCAAAACUGUAUGGCGAGGCCGUUCACUUGGUGAACAGUAUCUGGCAUUUUGUGGUUGACCUGCACCCAUCCAAACGUCUUAUUUCAUUGGUCCCUAUAACCUGCACUCCCUUUUGUUUUCAGGGAUAGAGGCAUCGUUAUGUCACCAUCCCUAUUGUUUUCCCAGCCAAUCACAAACCUUGUUCGGAAUAGGUGCAGGUCGGCCCGCAUUUUGGAGAAAUUGUACUUUUAAACCCUUUCAUAACCUGUGAGAGGCCUAAGGCCUCUGAUUAUCAAAAUCAUAAUCAUUAUCAUUAUCUUAAUCAUGAUUAUUAUCAUUGUCGUUAUCAUUAUCAUAAUUACAAUGUUUAUCAUUUUCAUUAUCAUAAUCACUAUCUUUAUUUCUAUCAUUAUCAUAAUCAUUAUCAAAAUCGUCAUUAUCAUUAUCAUAACAAUUAUCGUAAUCAUUAUCAUAAUUAUUAUCAUGAUCAUUAUCAUAAUCAUUAUCAUAAUUAUUUUCAUUUUCAUUAUUAUUAUUACCAUUAUCGUUGAUAAAUUAUUAUUUUCUGUUAUUUAUUAUUAUUAUUAUUAUUAUUAUUGUUAUUUUAAAUAUAUUUUGCUUUUGCCACAAACUAUAAACUCUCCACAGUUAAUCCUUCAUUACAUUACGUCUGACCAUUUGUAGCCACCAAGAGAACAACUUGCAUCAUUGUUAUAGUUUUCUAUUAUAUUGUUAAUCAGCCCCCUGACACAAUGAUCAUCACUUUUCUCUUGUUAGAAUUACAAUAAAUCAAGAAUCCAUUCUUUUCGAGGAGUGCGGUGUGUUGAUAUCACCCUGGACGAGAGCCUGAUAUUCCACGGAGAGAUUGCAAGGUACUGUAUCGCUUAUCUUUAAAGCUGCAAAUAUCUUUUUCACCAAUUACAAAUAUCGACAAGGUCUUCAAAAAACUGUGAUGAGGAAUUCUGGGCGCCAGUUUGUCGGCUAAUUUUCAGGUGUUUGGUCGCCAUCGUGGGAAAUUUAGGCACCAUUUCAUACCCUGCAGCGAAGGGGGACAUGAAAUGGCGACACUGCCUUGGAGACUCCUCUCUCCGUCUCGUAAUUCAUAAGGUUAAAAAGUAUUGGGCUCAGGCGUAAGACAAAGGGUUAGUCUCGGCGUCUCGUCCUACAAAGUCUGCAAUUACUAAUUACCAAUCUUUAUUUAUGACUAAACGCGCUCGUCACAUACCAACCGAAACGUUUGAUCCGUCUUUUUGAGCCCUUGAUCAAUUACCCAGAACCGCUUGCGAGUCUAGCGUCUUUCAUAUAUUUCGUAAUUUUUUUGUUGAAAUUAAUUCCUUUCGAAGAUACAUCCUCGGGUUUUUUUCGAUGACAAUACUCAAGUUCUGUUGCAUUUUCAAUAACAAGACACUUUUUUAGUAAGGGUUACUGCAUUCUAUAUAUUUACGCAGUUUCUAUCAUUGCACACAUUACACAUGUCCUUAAAAUGUUGUAACAUUUUGCAAUUAUUGGAAGCUACGCAUUUUGUAAUCAGGAUUGCUUUUUUUGCAAUAAUAGUUUUUCUACGUUACUUGUAAAAAACGGCCUGAUGCAAAUUGUAAAAAAUUUGUUCACGAGUUAAAACGAGGUUAGCCUUCUUGUAAGAAAACAAUUCUAUGGUAAUUAUCACCAUCAAAUCGGUUAAAUAAGUGGAACAAAGGAUCUUGAUAAAUGUAACAUGACAUUUUCAUAAAUACAUGAUCAUGUUUUUUCUUAUCAUCAGUGAGUAGUAAACAUUUGCGUAUUUCAGGAGUUACCGAAAACAAAAGUCAUCUCAAGCCAGUAAACUGCUCCAGAUGUCUUAAGAACCCUACGAAUUUUUUAUGGAUAUAUCUCAUUUUAAAAUCGAUAAUAAUAAACUAGGGGCAUGUUAUGACAAGCUGCGUGCAGCUGUAAAAAUCGGCGGGAGCAGGUUAAAGGAUAAAACGUGACAGUUGUGUGCAGUCGAUGUCGUAUAGGUUCAGCAAAGUUUGCCAUGUCUGCCCACUCUUGCUCUAGACUGUUGGACCAGUUCGUAAGACUUCUUCGAGCUGAUAAGGAAUUUGCGUUAGGUCUCUGUGUUUUGCACGCGCUGUUUUCCCCACUGGCAGCUCUUGGAAAUCUGUUAGUUAUCUACGCAUUGUGGAAAGCCUCAUCGAUACCCGCCAAUGCCAAGAAAAUGUUUUUGAGCCUUGCCGUCUCCGAUAUCGCCGUGGGAAUGUUGUCCCAACCAGCGACUGCUGCUGUCAUUGCAGUGAUGUUAAAAAUGUCAUCGACUGAUGACUUUCUCGGUUUCGACUCAUUCUGUCCAACCAUUUUACUUUCCUUGUAUUUCGCAAUCGCCCUCCCCGGUUUUGCGACAUUUCUGAAUAUAACCGCCAUUGCUGUGGACAGACUUCUUUCUAUUUUCCUCCAUCUCCGAUACCAAGAACUUGUCACUUCAAAACGUGUCACUUUGGCCCUAGUAUCCCUAUGGUUAACAAGCGCCGUCUCUGCCUCUAUAUACAUUUCAAUCCCGCGAGGCAAUGAUGUAGCAACUGCAAUAUUGUUAUUUGUUGGUCUUGUGUUGACGACUGCGGCAUACGUGUAUAUUUUUAAAGUCGUACGGCAUCACCGAAAUCAAAUAUCACGCGAACAUCAGAUACAAAAUGGCCCAGCUGAGGAGUUAUUACGACAAAAGAAGGUCGCUUAUAAUGCCUUUUUUGUGUUCGUUGUUUUCCUGGUUUGUUAUCUUCCAUAUUGUACGUCUGAAAUUGUGUUUAUAACUAACGAUAGUCUGCAAAAUAUUAAAGCUAAAGCGUCCUCACUUUUCCUUGUUAUGCUAAAUUGUACUUUAAAUCCCUUUAUUUACUGUUGGCGAUAUCGAGAAAUACGUCGAAUUAUUAAAAGUACUUUGAGGAAAUUAUUGUGCAUGAACGGGGACGACUCAUGAAGUGUGAAAAAAAAAACAUCUGCCAAUAUGAAUUUUGUAAGCCAAGAGACAUUUUCUCAUUUUAAUAGACUUUUAUUUGAGGGCUUUGGAAGUUAUAUAAUCUAUCCAUUGUUGUAAGUGGUAUACUGUAACUGCUUCUAGCCUUCCAAUGUGUCUUCGUCUUUCAGGAGUACUGUACGUGCAAUUUGAGAGAAUAAGUUAUGUAGAUUUGGCAUUUACUUGGCGCAAAGAGGAACCUAGGUCUUGUUUUGUUGAGAGUAUAAGCGAACUUCAGCAAAUAGUAUCUGCGCAGUAAUAUGUAAGGGUUAGAGACUGAGAUAGAGAGAGUUUAUCAGCAAAUAAACACGCUCGCUGGACAAAGAAUUUAUCGAACUCGUUUGUUUCAUUCAGGCAGUUUAAUGGAUAGAGGUUUUCCAACCUGUUUGUACUUCGUGUAUCACAAAUCAAGAUCAGGGGCCCGUUUCUCGAAAGUCCCGGUAACUUUACGGGCCCGAAAUCGAAAAUUCAAAUCGAAAUAUAAAGAAUAAGAGGGCGGGUCCUGGCUAGCAAACUAUUCCAUUUAGUUUCAUUAACUGACAGUUUUAUCAUGUUAGAUGCAAAACUAUUGAAACGUCGAUCUUUAAUGUAAACGGAGACAGCUUACCGGGCCCGUUAAUUAUCGGGACUUUCGAGAAACGGGCCCCUGGACCGAUAAGUUCUGUUCGUACGACAAUUACCUACGGUUGUAUGAUGCCCGCAUGGCCACGUCAAGAAAACUAAUAUUGAUAUCAUACGUUACUUGUUAGUCAUUAACUAAUUUAAAUUUCGACCGGCCGUUUAAUACGCCGUGUUUGGCGCUCAACGUAAGACGUUAGAAAGUUCGAGUGAAAAUGCUGUAAAUCCUUCUUGAUUUACCGGAGAAUUCCUAAAGUAACGGUAACCCCGAAAAUAAGGGCUACCCGAAAGUAGCGGUUACUUUUUACCUCCCUAUUGAAUCCCGAAAGUAACGGCCUACCCAAAAGUAGCGGCCCUUCGAAAAUUACCACUCAACUAGAAUAACGUAUCGUAUUGAAUCUGAUUUAACGUUUAAAGCAGUACUUGCGAUCAACAAAAAAGCAAUUUUAAAGAGUGUUUAACGCAACAUAUGUCGUACAGGUACGAGAAAAAAAUUUUCGCUUUUGUUAUUUUUAAUUAGUGAAAGUCAAUUAUCAGCCUGUACUAUUCAUAAUAAUGGAUCAAUUUAACCAAAACGUGUGAAAAUCUUUGAACUCUGGUACUGUAUAUGCCAAACUGUCUCAACUAAACAACGUGAAGAGUCAUUUGUGAUUCUAUCCCGAACUUAUAUGAAUCCUUCUUUAAAUUAUGCGUGAUUUAAAAGCUGAAUUUUUCAAGAGUCAAAUACACAUACUAAUGAUAUUUAGAACUGUGCAUACCCUUUAAACUGCUGUAAAUGCACUGUAUUUAAAGUAUGAAUAAAUCACUAAACCAGGAAGUUUUCUUGACUGUUUGACAGCCAUGAAAUGCGUCUGUUAGCCCUUUUAGGUCCUAUGACAGACCGCAAUGACAGAUUUCCCUAUCCUUUUUUUCGUAAAAUCUAACUAGUGGUCUAUUAUCAAUGGUCCGUUCUGAUUGGUUGAGCUACUAAUAGGCUAUAUGUUAUAGCCCACUAGUAGCGAAAAGCGCCGGCUUUUUCGCGGUAAAAAAGGAUUAAAGUCUAGCUUUAACUAGCUAAAGUUGUUUUGUCUCGAUAUUUUUGACCAACUAGUUGCAUUUUACUAAAACAAUUAUUCCUCUCACCCUCAUGGCCUCUGAGUCAAUAGCCCAUUCGGCCUUCACCCCCAUGGGCUAUUUACUCCGGGCUCGAGGAAUAAUUUUUAAAUAUACUUACCCUUUCAUAUAUUUGAAGCCUAAAAAAGGUAUUUCUUUAGGGCGGAGCCCCAGUGUACUAAAACAAGUUCUACUACUUUCUACGGGUGGUAGUUUUUCGCGAAAAAUGUUAGUUGAUGUCUGCCCGCCUCGAAAGUAAAACACGACAUGUAUUCGAACGAACCAAGCAAAAAUUUAGACGUAAGUUAAAGUAACUAGCUAAAGUUGUUUUGUGUUAAAACAUGAUAAAUAGCCUUCCUGUCUUGGAAAAGAAUUCUGUAAUGAUCUUCAGUAAGAUGCUUAUUAUUGUAAAGGGAUUUAGAUAAGAAAAUCCAAGUUGUGAUACCUUUAUUGCGUUGCUAAAUACGGAGGAAAUUUUGUACGGAGUUGAAACAAAGUUAGCAGCCUUUCUGUCGGGAAGGAAUUCUGUGGUAAUCUUCAACAUGAAAAUGUUUCACAGGUGAAAUUGUUGACAAAACAAUGUGAACGUCUUCUGUCUUAUCAGCAGAGUACCUCAAAAAAUCCAGUUAUCGGUGACGUUUGUAUGUGCGAGGAGUCACCAUAAACAGAAGUCAUCUUUAAAGAUGAAUGAAUGAAUGAUUUAUUUAAUGUCGAAGACGUGGGAAGUGUUUGCACAAUCUUCCGAGCCAGAGGCUCAUGUUAAAAACGCUCGACAGACUGAAAAAUUGUGCAAAUACAAACAUUAAGGAAAACCUAAAAACAUCGUGAUUUUGGGAAAAUUUUUUAAGGAACUAUUUUCUGGAAAAAAAACCUAAAAAAAAAACUAAGAACAUGCAUUAAAAAAAAUAGUUUAAAACGGACUAAUCGUUAAAAACUGAUUAAAAUAUUAAAAAAUAUAAUUAGAUAUGAUUAUAUAUAUACAAACUAGCCCAAGAGUAUGUAAAAAUGUAAAAAUAGAAGAGAUUAAAAGAUUAAUAGAUUAAAAGAGGCAGCCUCAGACGACGUAUUAAAAACCAAGAUAAACUGUUGAUGGACGGUAUAUCUCAUUGCAAUUUCUGUUCGUUUGAAUAGCCAGUAAACUAGAGCAUGUUAUGACAGGCAGCGUCACUGAGAAACGGAUAUGUUGCCUCGUGGGGAGUGGCCAAUGAUUAAAAUAUUGUGUUCUUUGUGGAGAAAAGUAUUGUAGUCGCAUGAAGCGUGAAAAGAACAUCUGCCAAUUUAAUGUUUGACCAAGACACAUUUAAUUUUUUUUCCCUGUAAAUGACUUGUCUAUGAAUGUCUGAAAUAAAUUGUAGAUUUGGGAUUUACCUUGGAGCUCAGUUAGAAGAAAAUAUAUGUUUAGACGUCAAAUAUUAAAACUUCGACCGGCUUUUUUAUACGACCUGUUUGACAAUCAAAGCAAGAUGUUUGUUCGAACGUUAGAGUGAAAAUUUUAAACUGAUAAACUUUUGUCGAUUUCAAUGUGUGAGCCUGGGGUAGUUGAAAUAAUGUUAAACUGACAAUUUGUCUUGUCUUUUCGACAGCUCUAAAAAACAAAAGGGCCUCCUAGUUAACGAAUUCAGACUUAAGAUAUAUGACAACGAAUCAUGUAGUGUUUCGUUAGCAAAGUAGGUCAUGUUUUUUUUUUCAUGACGAGGCCAUAGUUAGAUUUAAAUGGCGUUAUCUUUGUGCUCUAGUGGUGUAGUGGAAAAGUGGCUUUUAAAAUUGAGUUUCUCGCAAAACGUUCAUCGUAUUUGAAGGUUUGAAAAGCGAUGUUUCGUGUUUUACCAUUUCCGAAUGAAGGUUUUUCACAAAAAGGUUUUUAAGAAAAGAUUAUUUAAUUGCAUAUUUAAUGAAUAAAUUGCAUGAGCCUUUAAGAUUUUCUUCAUCUUAUUUAUUUUUUAAUGUUAUAUUUAAUAUAUAUGUUGUGGUUCAAUUUUAUCCCAGGUUUAAAUUUUAUUUUUCUUUGUGUUUGGGUAUGGUAAUAUAUGAUAAUGAGUUUGAAACAAAGGAAAUCAAAAUUUAAACCUGGGAUGAAAUUGAACCACAGCAUAUACAAUAGGUAAGCUUUUAGAUUAGAUUUAGAUUUUUGUUUUCAUUUUAUCUUUAAUAAAGAUAAAGAUUUAACUAUUGCGAAAACUAUUGGGACAAACCUCCACGCAUACCUUUUCCAACGAGUCAGAUUUCAAAUCUGUUUUUCGUUUGCUUAGCCUGCGAACCGCAGACGUAUUUCCGAUCGUCGCUUCUCUUCCUCCGGGUGAAACUAGUAACUGGAGCCGAAAAAACCGGAUGCUCUCGCAGGCUAUCAUUUGCUAGGCCAUUUGUUCUUAACAAAUAAUGCACAUCCACCACCGUUAUUGGUUUCUAUCUUUUCUGUAGCAUGAAUUGCCAUCAGGACAUAUAUUACUGCCAGAUAUAGUGCUCUACGCAUUUUACCAUGCACGAAUCAAAUUUGUCUUGCUUCAAAUCAGGUAGUGGAAUGUUGCAAAAAGUUGUUGCAGAAAGUAGAGAGUAGAUCUACUUUUUGUAACAACUUUUCGCAACCUUCAACCUGAUUUGAAGCAAGACAGGUUUGAUUUGUUCAGACAUACACAUUGAGUGUCCCUUUAGAGGACUUUUACAGGGCUCUCUUCCCCCAGAAUCUUGUAGGGCGUGGUUCUUGUACUGUAGGCGAUAAAAGGCUCUUAUACACUGAUGUCAACAUUUAUUGCACUGUUGUUCUCCUUAUGGUAACGCAAUAUUGCUUUUACUGUUUGUUUACAGGGCUAGUGGUAUCCUGGGCGCAGAUGAUCCCUUUGGUGAUGUAAGAAAUUCCAUGUUUUCUUUUCCCUUUACAUAAUACGGACACAUGUCUGCACAGGUUUAUGCAAGGGGCUUAUUUGUCUCGCACUAUGUAAGGAAAUCCUGAUUCCGUGGCAAUCCGGGAAAUUUGUGCUUGUGGAAUCCGGAAUCCUGGGCCUUAAAAUCCGGAAUACAGCUCAAGGAAUCUGGAAUCCUUGAAUCCAAAAUCCAAAACUGCCUUUGGUUUACCUCACAUGGGCGAUUUGUCCUAAGCACGCUGAAGCUAUUGUACAUGGGAAAACAAGUAAAAUGGUUUUUAAUUUCUAAGAGGUCACUGAUUUAUAAUUUGUGAUUUUGGUACAUGAUAUUUUGCAGACCAUUUUGUUCACCAUGGAUGAGGAAAUUUUGGAAGCCAUGGCCCAGUAUGAUCAAACAUAUGACGGAAAUGAAGAAGACGAAGAUGAACUGCUACGCAGUUGCUACUUUGAACGACCAUCAACUGCAGAUCAAGCUGAAGAAGGCGUGAGUAUACAAUUGUGUACUGAUUUGGUGAAUACUAAUGAUUUGUAUUCUGCGGAUCUAAUUAUCAGCAAUUUGUAGCUCUGUUUUCUAUCUAGUAAUUGCCUACCGCUAUUUCUAAUAAGGUAAAAUCCCAUCUCGGGUUAGGUGCAAUAUCCCACAAUUCUUUAAGUAUGCAAAAUUCAUUAAAUACAUUAAAAUAUCAAAUACAUUUACCAUUUUUUCUUACAUUUUUCAGGGAAGUGGAGAUCGACCAUUUACAUCUGCCAAACACGCCAGAAAAACGAAACCUGAUCAAGAGCUUCUGAAGACUGAAGAGACAGAAGGUCCGUUACAGGAGACCCAUUAAACGCGCACAGGCAACCCAAUGGAGAUUAUCGAGAAGCCCAUUACUCCGAAUUGACCAUCGGCUCCUCGUGUAUUUUCUAUGCCUUUCCUUUGAAAUUUAUUGUUUCCAAAUAUCUGCACAGUCCCAGAUAUCUCCUUUCUUCGGUCCAGAUUUCAUGCGUUCUUUAUCUAGUUAAGCUGUCUUCGCAUGACGGUUUUCUGAUAUCGUCCACAGUUACUGGUAGUCCUACUGUACUCUGAUUGGCGGAGAGUUUUUUGGCGCGAAAAUUAAAUCUAUAAAAAGCCUAAAACUAUGAAACUGUGACGGUUCUCUCGGGGCGAUAGGCUCCGGUUUUUUGUCGAAUCAGGACCUUGAUUAGGUCCUCAAACUCCCACUUUAUUCGCCGUUUCAUUGUCAUUAGCAGAGUAUCAAACAGAUGUCACUUAUUUCUCAAGGCGGUGAGGUUGACAAGGAAAUGAUUGGCCUAACUUUGUGUGGUUCUUUUUAUCUACAGUACAUGGUGUACCAAGCUCAAGCGGUUAUCUUGAAGGCAGAGGUAGGUACUGUUGUUAGUCAGUUAGCCAUUAACAUGGUGUGGUGAGAACAAAAAGUGGCACACGAGCCACUUGCGAGUGUCUCAAUGAUGUUUUGGCCACAUUUUGAAGUCUUCUGUGAAAUGUAACUGCAAACACACACGGCAAAAUGGAAUCUAUUUGUUUUAUAAUAUUCAAAGAGAAAACAUUGCCUUUUGGCGGUCGACUGUUUGAAGAUUUGUUCCAGUUAAGGUAGUUUUAAAGUCGCCAAUAACGCUGUUCCUAUGCUAACCGCUUGAGAGGCCUUCAAGCUGGAAUAACCUCGUAAACAUUUUUAAAAAUGUGCGUCAUAGCAGACAAAAUAGAGAAAGCAAUUUCCUUGUGACGUCAUCAGUUUCUUUACUCUCGUAGAUCGUAAGCAACGGCCAAUAGAGGAGUCGUUAUGUCACGUUGCCAUGGUAGCAAUUUUUCUGGAUGACAACAAACCGAAAAUAUCACUUAAAAAGUGAAUUCGGACUGUGUCAAACUUCGUCCAUCUUAUCAGUUCAAUUUCAUUUUUUGUCCAAUAUUGGCGAACUUUUCUGGGGUUGAAUCCUAAAGGACCGUAUCUGUGUUUAGCAAAAGAAAAUUUUUGUUUGAUGUUCACCUACUCCACUGAAGCGGGCGCAUGAAAUUAGGAAGUUUCAUGUGAUUGCCGCUGUCGUGCCGCGACGGCUAAGAAAUGUACAGAAGCGUGAUGCACGUGCAGCGUUAUUGUUUUGCUUAAGAAAACCUAUUGCUUUUUUGCCGUUCUCGUUGCCGUCGCUGUCGUCGUUGGUUAAGCUCUCAAUUGUUGUGAUCCAGAAAUUUUGCUACCAUGGUAACGUGACGUCACACUUCUCCUCUCUAUCACAGCAAGCGUAGCAUUCGGUAUAGAGACCUUUAACGCUUUUAAGACAGAUCAUACAAGAGCUACUAAAGAUUCAUCUUUUCGGAUCCUUUUUAUUAAUCUUUAAGGAGUCGAGAAUUUUAACUAAAAGAGUUGUACUCGCUAAAUUUGGUUUUCCAUAAUCCUGGUCGCUCGAAAAAAUACCCGAUUUUCGUUAUAAAUAUAAAGUUGUGUUUGUUGUUUUUCAGUUCUUCAGCUGAAUUUCUUGUCCACAUGGGGUGAUCCGUUUUAUAUGGGACUUACAGGAAUGGAGUUUUUGGGACCCAACCAGGAAGUCAUUCCUCUGUCUUAUAGCAUGCUUAAGGUAGCAGAAGCAAACCUGUUCAUCGUAACCUUUCACUGCUUCAUUCAUUUUAAUUUAUUAAUGCGUGUUAUAUUUGUGGUGUUCUUUUUCUUUUAACAAGGCUUGUCCAAGGGAUCUUAAUGAUCUCCCAGAAUACGAAGAUGACGAUAGGACACUUGAUAAGUAAGUUCUGCUUACAUUCGUUCGCUUCUUGUUACUUUGAGUUCUUGCGAACUGUACAGUAUCACAAAUGAUCCCCGACCGCAAACUGGGAUCAUUUGCGGUCGGGGAUCAUUUGAAGGAAGCUACCCAUAAUUCCUCGUAGCCGACCAAGUUCUCUGGUCCGUGCCGGCAAAUAGCAGCGCAUCAUGAAAAAGAGCUCUGUUCCUGCGUUUCUUAAGGCCUCUACGGAUCACCUAUUUGAUAACCUUGAGUUCUGGAAAAAACAUUGUUGUUUUGGAAAAAAGGCUGGUCAAAGUCUUUUAAAAUUUUGGUCCCAAAAAUCUGUACGAACCCUGUAUUAACCCUUUUGGUCCCAAAAGUGACCAACAUCAAUUUUCUCCUAACAACAACAGCAGAUCAUCAAGAGUAAAGGUUAUGAGAAUUACUGAACUGAUUACCAAAGGGAGAACCCUUUGAUCGUAAACCAAAUUCUCUCAACUGUUCUUAAAAGUAAUGUAUGGAGAACAGUCUGGAGAAUUUGUAGGUGGAUCUUGGGGCUUAAAGGGUUAAGUCACGUCUCGGCUCUUUUUAUCCCAACAGAAUCAUAGAUGGAUCAAACCUCACCAUGAGUGAUGAACACAUGUGGUUGAUACCAUUCACUGAUGGACAAGACCACCUUCUAACUGUGGAUCUAGGACAGCCCACCCCCCUGAUUGGACUACGAGUCUGGAACUAUAACAAGUCAAUAGACGAUACAUUUAGGGGGGUAAGAAACGUAGUGGAAAUAAGUGCGUCGCAGAACCUCGCGAAGUUUUAGAGAGGGUGGACCGAACAAUGUUAGGAAUGGGGUGGGGGGGAAGUGAAGUGAAUUGUGUAAUUGUGAAAAGGGGAGGAGUUGGACAUUUUAGAGGGAUGAUCCCCCUUUCGGUUUCUCAGUUACGACUGAUCCCCCCUUUGGUUCCCCUAAAAAUCAAGUGAUCCCCCCAAAAUCCUCCGCCCCCCCCCCCCCCGCCCAGGCGAUAAGUAAUGACCGGUCCCUAAUGUUCAAGUAGUAGAAGGGCGUUUACUGUUAUCCGCUUAAAGGAGCAACAUCGUGUGAUGCGCAUGUGAGAAUGUCCUCAGUUUGGCGUUAUUUAUCUCAGCCUUACGUGGUUAUAUAUUCUUUACAUUUACGUAGCUCUUCUAGAAGGUUUCUGUGUGUAAAUUCAACAAAGGCCUAUAUUCUGGCUAACGAUCAGGAAGCGACCUAGGAAAAUCUUCGCCAGCAAAGCAUCGAAACUCUAGGUUUGGUAGAAAACUCACAAGAGUAUUUGGCUGGAUGGAAUAAUUCUCCCUUCUCGGGUUUGUUGCCUGGAUCAAGUGCUUAUAUGCCUCUUGUUUCGUGCAUUUCGUGAAACAAGAUCGAGUGUUUGGGGACGCCCCGAGACAAUGUGUAAUGCUUUUUUACUGAUGCACAAAUUCUUACUAUAACUUACAGAGUGUUAUUUCUUACUUGUUCCCAGGCCAAACAAGUUCAUAUUAAGCUUGAUGACAGGAUCAUUUCACCACCAGAAGGGUUCCUUUUAAGAAAAGGUUAGCCUAUAGUUGAAGAACAAUAACGUAAUCAUAAGUAGGUGGAGCAUGAUCGUUCAGGUGAUUGUACUUCAGAAUAGGACUGUUGUUGAUAGUGACUGACGUUUCGACAACCUGUGCGGUAAGUCGUCUUCAGAGUCAAAGGCAGUUGUACCACGUCAAGUAAUGGUAUUAAAUUCUGGUUAUAUCACCUGGACGAUCAUAUUCCACGUACUCAUGAAAUGACUCUUGGGUUCAAACCUUUCUUUUUUCUCUUUUUGCUAUAAAUAAUCUCAUGCCCAACCUUUUUGUCUGUUUUAGGCCCAGGAAAUGUUCAUUUUGAUUACGGUCAGGAUAUCUACUUCAUCAAACCGGAAAAAGAAUUUCCAGCACAGGGCGACAAAGCCAAGGGUGCAGAACGCAGGUUUGUUAUUUGACUCCAAACUACAGCUACUUGUUAGGGUUUAUUUUGAAAAAUCAGUAAGGGAAACGUUCUUUAGAGUUUCGAAUCAAUCGAAUUGCCUGAAAGUCCACACCAAUUGGUGAAGAGAAAAAGUAAUCUUAUUAACGUCGUCAAUGACUACAAUAACUGUUUCGGGCGUUUUUAUGAGGCUGAAUAUUUUGCGUUUAACACGUCGUAUUUUUCCGUGUUUUGCAUGGAUUUCAUCGAAAUCUCUUAAGCGCCUACGUGUUCUUAAAGCAUGAGAUAAUGGUUUGUUUCGUCAUUCUUUCAGAGGAAAGUUGGCAUUGAGAAAUGUUCAUACAAGGGUAUAAAAUUUUCUUACUCUGACCCACCUACAACCUCGUCCCGGGGAUUUGUCUUCCAUUUUCUAAGGAAAAGCCCUGGGGAUAGACUAUUCACAGUCCCCUAUUUUUCCGUAAGAUCGUCGAGAUUGAGCCACUUUACGUUACGGGCAGUCAUCUUAGAUGAGUAUCAAAACUACCCUAAGUAGUUUUUUUUCGUCCAAAAUGGCUGUAUGAAACGCAAAGUGCUCGAUCUAGGCGAUCUUACGAAAAAAUAGGGACCUCAAGCAACUAUUACGACGACGACAACAACGUCAAAAAACAAUUGGUUUUAUGAGCAAAACAACAGCUCUGCACGUGCAUCACGCUUUUUAGUACAUUUCUUUGACGUCUACUUGUCGCUUAAGCUCCCAAAUAGCGGACUGUGAACAGUCUUCCCUGGGGAAGGUUGAAGCGUUUGGUACUUCAAUUUUGAUAUAGUUGAACCAAAGCUGUUUUCUCCGGUUUAGGCUGCACUUCUUUUACGUGUGUUAUUUAUUACUUUCAUUGUUAUCAACGUCUUCUGCAUGUUUUCUCUCUUUUCCUCUCCUUAUCUCUUAACGUUUUUUUAAUUGUGCCGAAACACAUUCUCAGCCCUUCAUGGCGGAUUUUCGGGUUAUUUUUUAACUUAUGUUCUUGCUUUGGAUGUACAGGUCGGAAAGUAAGGUGAAUUUGAAGAAGCUCAUGCCUGACUACGAACCAACUCUAAUGCCUUGUGGCUGUAUCCUUCAAAUAAUUCAUCUUAUUGGAUAAUUUCAAAACUUUCUUCGGUUUAAUUUUAAAUUAAACGUUAUGGCUUUCUUUCAAAUCGUGGUCUAAAUUAUUUAAAAUCAUUAUACUUCUCUCCUUAGCCAACAUUUUGCCUUAAAUGAGAAAUAAGUGUUAAUGUUGGCUUAGGAACUCUGACACGGUCCGCAAAGUCGAUUUCACUUGUUGAAGUAUAUGAAAAGGUAAAGAAAUUUCUCUUUUCGGUCGGUGAAAAUGCUCAAAAAGGCUAACAGAUGCAUUUUGUGGCUGAGAAAAAGUCGUGAAAGCGUUCUGGUUUUCUGAUUUAUUCAUAUUUUAAAGAUUGCAUUUACAGCAGUUGAAAGGGAUGCAAAGUUCUAAACUAGGUAUGUUUAGGGGUAAAAAGGGGUACCUUUUGUCAAUAGAAGGUAUACGAAAGGGGUCCUUUUUGUCAAAAGUGGUACAUAUAUGAGUAAAAGGUCGGAUCCCCGGGAUUGAGAUAAGGUUCGAGUUCACUUUUUCUUAACUGGUUGCCAGUUGUUUUCCAGUUCCAACUAUUUUCAACCUGGGGUGAUCCGUAUUACAUCGGUCUGAAUGGGCUGGAAUUCUAUGACGAGAAUGGUUACAGAAUACGUCUGACUGGAAAUAACAUCACUGCAUAUCCACACAGUGUGAAUGAGUUGGAAGGAGUCAGUGAUGAUAUCAGGACUCCAGACAAGUUGAUUGACGGUUUUAAUGACACAUACGACGGAAGGCAUAUGUGGCUUGCACCUAUCUUACCUGGAAUUGUAAUUAUUUAUUUAUUUCUUUCUUUCUUUCUUUAUUUUAUUUCAUUUCAUGUCAUUUCAUUUCAUUUCAUUUCAUCUCAUCUCAUCCCAUCUCAUCUUAUCUCUUUGCAUCUCGUCUUAUUUAAUUUAAUUUUAUCUCAUUUCAUCUCAUCUCAUCUCAUGUCAUCUCAUUUUAUUUUAUUGGGAACCUUGGAAAACUCGGCCUUGUUUUCAAGAUAACUAGAGUUUUACCUGGUACCUGAAUUUUACAAGAUAUUUUCACAAUACUCAUGUAAACCUGACUGUUUCAAAAUGCUAUUUCAUUUGUCCUUUCUAGAUUAAUUUAAUAUAUGUGGUGUUUGACGAACCCGUGACAGUUUCCAUGGUAAAAGUCUGGAAUUACAGCAAGACACCCAUUAGAGGAGUGCAGCAGUUUGGGGUAAGGCAAAGGCAAAAACGUGAACGUUCACUUACGUAAUAAAUAUGCCCAUAACAAGCAAAUUUAUCCUUGUUCUCCUCAUUCUAUGUUUUACAAUUUCUGAGCAAAUCGUCGCGCGCUGAUUGGUCGAGAGCUAUGGUCUGUUAGAGAUUAGACCAUGAAAAUGACGUAACAUGUCACGCAGUGCCGGUUGUUUUGUUUUUGGUUUUUCGUAAAAAAAUAAAUGUUAUUGUAAAAAGCAAAUCGACCCCAAGUUUCUAUGGUCUACACUCUUAUAGACCAUGAAAAUGACGCCAUAAAAUGUUCAAAACUUUGCAGCAUUACCACUCGUCUGCGGCUCGUGCUUCCACUUGAGUUUUGAACAUUUUACGACGUCAUUUCUAUGGUCUAUAAGAGUGAAGACCAUGGAAAAUUGUGGUCGAUUUGUUAAAUGUACCUAUCUGUGAAAUCAUGCAUAAAGGCACUCCUUUAAGAGGGAGGCAUGCGGUUAGCGGAGCAUAAAUUCCCAGCGUUGAAGCCUUGGGCUCUCGUUUAUUUAGGUGUCAGUUGUAUGUGUUCUUAUGAUCAGUUUAUGAUCAGAAGUGUCCCUUCCAACGUUCCUGCGAUUUAGUAGUUGCUAAAACAUGUAUGUAAAACUGAGAGUCUUGGCAAGAUUCGAAAACUUUAGGAGUUAACUCGAAACGUCAUUGGAGAGAAAUGUACUUUUCCCGUGUACCUACUUGAGCGAAGGUUAUGAAGUAUUCUAAUAAAGGAGCUAAAACAAAGGCGGUUUUGAGCGACGCAUGUCAACCGGAAGUGGGAACGUUUCCAUUUUAAUAAGGGCCUGUUUACAUGGAGGUGGGGGACCUCAGAUAGGUGAGGUAACAUGUGGCGGGUCACCCCACCUAUCAUGUAAACGUGAUCAAAUUAAAAUGAGAGAUUACAUGGACAGGCGGGUUACUCCACCUAAGCGGGUUACCUCACCUACAUGGGGUCCCCCACAUCCAUAUAAAUAUGCCCUAUAUCUUGAUGCUGCCAAAUUUGAAUAGCUAAUUUUCUUAACUCUCGUAGAGACGAUAUGCCCGAAAAAAUGUGGUCAAAGUCACGGCGCAAGAGUGCAAAAAAACCCAGUUCCAGUCAACGUGCGUCUUUAAAAAACGUCGUUGCUUACGCUCCCUUUGUGUUUUCUAGCUACUAGUUGAUGACUUGCUCGUGUAUCAUGGAAUCCUGCCACAAGUUCCGUCCGUCACAAGAGGAAUUCUUCCCAACUUGGAAAUGCCCACACCGCACCACACGAUACUGUUCACAGACGAGGAGCAAAUAGCUCUGGCGGAGAGGAAAAAUGUACUCAGGUACCGGUUGCAGCAGGGUAUUGAUUCCUUAACGCUUGGAAUAAUCAUAAUAAUGGGAAUAAAAAAGUCACAAGCAAAUUACUGCAUAGCUCUUGUUAAUACUAUCCCCAUUAUCACUGCCUAAACCACCCCCCUCCCUCCUCCCCGCGCGGUCGACUAUCUUUCGCCUGAUUUUUUUCGUGUCAGCAUAAGAUUCUGGAAAAGUGCCCACCUACAAAAUAGUAGGUUAAGGGAGGGGUGGGUGGUUGCUUCCCGGAAUCUUAUACUGAUUUCUUAACCCCAGUGGCUCUUUGGUGACCGUUUUUGUUUACGGGUGAAACCGCACGCUUAUACUAAGAUGUUCUUUUUCCCUUGAUUGUAGUAACAAAGGAGGUGAACAAGAUAUUCAGUUGACAAACGACAAAAGAAUCGUGGCGCAUUACAAUGAUCCUAAAUCCGCAGGAAAAACAGCAGAUCCUGGUAAGUUUACCCCGUGGGUUAUGAUGUACAACAACCAACCCUAAAGACGCCAUUUUGAAAGCCGAAUAUACCCUAGGGACGAGGUAGAAAAGUCCCGAGUAAUCGUGGUAACUUACACUUGAUAGUAUUUGACUUCUGAGCCUGUGGGAGAAAUUGUAAGAAAUGUUGAAGCUACUUAGAAGUAUUUUCCUUUGAUACCGUUUAUUUGGUUAUGAUAUGUGGCUGUAAUUUUGACCUUAUAGACAAAAUGUUGGUAUAUGUCCACUGAAAUGAUGAUUUCUUCCCAGAGGAAGUACCUAAACCUUGACACAAAUUCUCCAGACUGAUUUCCAUUCAUUUGCUUAAAUAAUGAGAUGAGAGAAUUGAGGAUAUAGCAUUUCUUCUAGACGAUCCUUAUAUCUUCUAGAAACCCCGUAUAGUCUAUUACGGGAAGUUUCCCCAGGGGUUCUCUUCCUUUGUCGUAUACCCAACGUGAUGUCCAACUGACGUGAAAUGAUAAAAGUUAGUCGUGGAAUAAUCGCUAAUAGUGGUCUUAAUUUUUUUUGCAGCUCUAAGACCAAAAACCAGCGUACCCGCUUUUCAAAAGAAACGAUGAUGGACCAACCCUCUGGCUGUGUAGCCAGGUAUCAGAAUCGAACAGACAAUUUGAAGGGAACUCACGCAACACUUUCGCCCAGUAUUCUCCUAUCAGCCAAAUAGUGGGAGUUGGCCGUUCCAAAACACCAUAUAAGUUAGUUGCGUCCGUUUGCGUCGAAGACGUAAUUUAACCUCGAUUAGUAACGUCAAGCAAAUUCCUACGUUAAGGGGUUACGGUUGGAAGACAAAAACAAUAGAAUGACCUACAUGCUAAAUUAUUAAAGCAGUUUUCUUACUUAUUUAUAAGAGAAGGUAGGCGGACAAGAAAAUAGUUGAUUAUCUGCGUGCUAAGUUAUUAAAGCAGUUUUCUUGCUAAUUUGUAAGAUUUGAAAUGUAAAGAGAUAAACCGCGGAAAAAAGUAGAGGGCGAAUCCUCUUCGGUAAACUUGAAUAGAUAAUAUAAAUACGACAUACGUCCAUUGUUAGCGUUUAAGUUAUACCCUGUUAUCCAUACCUCGAGGCAAAUACUAUGUGAAAUAAAUUGACAGAUGUUCUGUAAUAUAUAGUAAGUGGCUCUUGAAUACAAAAUUAAAG
This is a messenger RNA of Porites lobata, 46297 nucleotides long. The record is from the annotation of a GenBank genome assembly. NCBI's taxonomy places the organism in Eukaryota, Metazoa, Cnidaria, Anthozoa, Scleractinia, Poritidae.